UGGGGAUUGUCAUCAUAAGGGAUGCAUAAAGAAUAUAUGAAGAUCCUUCUGGAUUGGGCCAAAGGCUCAUCUAGCCCAUAAUGACAACAUAAUUACAACGUAAUUUACGUAAGUUACAUAAUUCAGCCACAGAGGACAGCAAGAUGGACAACGUAGGCUUUGGUGAACGGCGAACCACAGUGGAAUGGAAGCAUUGCUGCAUUCAACGAAGACAAGGGGAAGGGAACAAAAAUGCCUUCUUACAUUUCUAAUCUGUGUCCUUUGCACAUGCUUAAUGGAAGAAUUGUGAAGGGGACAGAGCAGGGAGCCUGUCGAACGGAAGGAUCCUAUUUGAUGCCAGCUGCAGUGAUUUGCCUGAAAAAUUCAAUACCUUACAAAGCAGCAAGGUUAAGAGGGAGAUUAGGUCAGUGUUGAGCAAUGCUGCCACCUAGUGAGCAAUUUCGGUUUCCAACAACUGCUAAUGCAAAUACAGCUCUUCCACUUGUAGAGCAACUAAAUGGCGGAGGUCCAGGGCAGGUUUCGCAAAAACAUUUCACUGCGAUGCCGUAGAACUGUGAACUCUGUUGUUAUGACCUAAGAAAAUUUCCCUUCUGGGUCAGUAAUAUCACGCACCUGGCUUAGCGUUCUGUCUCCUGGCAGGGGGCUGUGAAAUACCUCAGAGAAUUUCUCAGGUAGAUCAUGGUGGUAAUAGCCAUGCCCUCUUAUUAUGGUGGCUGUAUGUCUACAGAGGGCUAUUCUCUAUCCGAGAGCUGCCCAAGCCAAGUUCGCUUUAAAAAUAAGGAACCAUCAGCAUUCAAGCAACAAUUCCAACACGAAAGAAAAGAGGAACUGAAAGCAACCAGCGUGGCUGCCUAAGGAGCUUACAGGUGAGCUGAAGAAAGGUACGGUAAGAAACGAAAGAAGGGGGAAAUCACAAAGGAAGAGUAUGCACGAGAAGCCAACAGUUGCAGAGAGAAGGUCAGGCAGGCUAAAACAGAAUAAGCUCAGGCUUGCAAGAGAGUUGGAAAAUAAUAAUAAUAAUAAUAAUAAUAAUAAUAAUAAUAGUUUGUUUAUUAUUCGAAGCAAGAGGAAGGACUACAGGUCCCAGAAUUCCCAGCCGUUCACCGUAUAAAUCAACAUGUGGUUAGUGGUUAUAGCAUGGGACCUGGGGGACCAAGGUUCCAAUCCCCACUGGGCUAUGAAGCUCACUGGGUGACCUUGGGGGCCACUUACAGCCUUCCCAGCCUUGCCUACUUUACAGGCUUGUUGUGAAGAUAAAACAAGGAGGGGGAGAACCGAUACCAUGAGUUCAUUGGAGGAAAGGUGGAGUAUACAGUGGUACCCUGGGUUAAGUACUUAAUUCGUUCUGGAGGUCCGUUCUUAACCUGAAACUGUUCUUAACCUGAAGCACCACUUUAGCUAAUGGGGCCUCCUGCUGCUGCCGCGCCGCUGGAGCACGAUUUCUGUUCUCACCCUGAAGCAAAGUUCUUAACCUGAAGCACUAUUUCUCGGUUAGCAAAGUCUGUAACCUGAAGCGUAUGUAACCUGAGGUACCACUGUAAAUAGAUAAACAAUAUUUUUAGUGAUGCAAAGCCUCUGUUGUGGCAAUGCAUGACAGACCCCUGCAUGCUGCAACUAGUGUCAAAGCCAGACUCGGGCCCGAGCUGAGGAGAGGCAGCAGGUGAGGGGAUGCGCAGCUCGACAUCACCACUGACAGAAGCCCCAGGCCUGUGCAGUGCAGCUUUCCAGUUCCAGCAUCUGAAACCCCACACUAGGCACACUAGGAUCUGGGGGUGCAGCACUUUUAAGCCCUUGCCCAGGGCCUUUGUGGUGGACUGAGGCAACCACCUUGGGCAGUAGAAUCCUGCGGGGUUGUGCCUUGCCUGCUACCGCUGGAGUUAUGCAAGAUCUUGUGGAACUCUCAUGGAGCUCACACACAAAUGGAGCUCACACAACUUGAAAGCCUCAUUAUCACCUCAUGCUCACUAGAGUAAUGAAGGCCCAUCAAUUAAUCUGGUUCUCUGGCAGAUGGCACCUGAGGCCCUUCAAGAACAGAAUUUGGAAAGUUCAUUUUUUCCAAGGGAUUUAUUCUUGUUCAAGCUCCACAUGUCCAAAAAAGGGAACCAAUUGCUCUUUAAGUUCAUCUUUUCACCAGAUAGGCCAGUCUGGUUCACUUUCAGUUCUCAAUUCAAUUUCAUCCAAACUCCCCACCCCACAUUCCGAAUAUUACAGGUUGUUAUGCUGAAGUAUAAAGGAUGUUUAAGAACACUAAGUAUACAUCUAAAUGCAGAGGCUGUUGAAGGUGAAUUGCUUAAUUCAUUUUCCCCAACAAUUCUGAUCUUUAAGCUUAAAGACCCGCAGAGUAUAACUAGUAAAAAAGCACAUGUGAGAUUUUAUUUAUUUAUAAAAAUAUGUGUAUACUGCUGUGUCAUAAAAAAAUAUCAAAGUGGUUUACAGCAAUAAAACAUAAAACCAUAAAAAAAAAGUAUAAAAAAUAAGAAACAGGCAUCAGUUAACCAUUUUGGAAUAAUGUGUUCUUUAUUUCCUGCAUAGGCCUGGAGGAAUAGAAAAGUUUUCAGCAGGCAUUUAAAACCUGGCACAGAAGGCGCCUGUGGGAUCUCUAGUGGCAAAGUGUUCCACAGGACUGGGCCAAUGACACUAAAGAGUGGCUGGGGAAACCCAGCCAGAUGGGUGGGGUAUAAAUAAUAUAUUAUUAUUAUUACAGUGGUACCUUUGUUCUCAAACUUAAUCCAUUCCGAGAAUCAGUUUGACUCCCGAAACCAUUUGAAAACCAAGGGGCAGCUUCUGAUUGGCUGCAGGAAUUUCCUGCACUCAUCAAGUGGAAGCCGCGUUUGACAUUUGGCUUCCAAAAGACGUUCGUAAACCAGAACACUUACUUCCGGGUUUGCGGCAUUCAGGAGCCGAUUUGUUUGACAACUACAGUGGUACCUUGGGUUACAAACACUUCGGGUUACAGACUCUGCUAACCCGAAAGUAGUACCUUGGGUUAAGAACUUUGCCUCAGGAUGAGAACAGAAAUUGUGCGCCGAUGGCACAGCAGCAGUGGGAGGCCCCAUUAGCUAAAGUGCCACCUCAGGUUAAGAACGGACCUUCGGAACAAAGUUAAAUUCGUAACCAGAGGUACCACUGUAAGCCGUUCGAGAACCAAGGUACUACUGUAUUAUUAUAAAGACUCAGUUUCAUAUUGCUGUCAAAGGAGCCUCACCGACUCAGGGAAUGACCAAGGAUGCUACUGCAGAUGAUCCUGGUGAUCAAUCUGGGAUUAUCAGGAUUCAGACAUUUCCUGAGUGAUCUUGGACCUAAGUUUUCCAGGGCUUUGCAAAUUAGCAAAAGAACCUUGAACUUGGCUUGGUAGCGGAUGGGCGGCUAGCGCAGCUGUUUCAAGAAGAGAGUCUCAUGCUCUUGACCAGAAGCUCCCACCAACAAUCUGGCCCUGCAUUCCGCUCCAGCUGCAGCUUUUGAAGCAGAGCCAAGACCAUCCCUACACAGACCGCUUUGUAGUCGAGGUAGAAGUAGAAAUCCUUCAAGUUCUACCUCAAAAGAAAUUUAAUUUAUGUUCCAUUCACCCAGCAACUAUGGGAAUUGCUUUCAGGUGGUGUAAAAGAAACAAAAAAAAAAAACCUUUAACCAAUUAUGCGGACUUUGUUAAUUGAAAAUAGUUGUCUCCAAGCACUGUCCCAGAGUCCUACAGUUACCAGGACUCGGUCAGGUAAGACUACACCACUAGCUUGAGCAGCUGGACCAAGUUUCUGGAGCUGAGCCUGAUGGCGGUGAUGAAUUAAUUCCUAUGCCCCACAAAUAACCUAGAGAUGCAUUAGUUUGCCUAUCCAUGGACUAGAUGAACCUUUUGUUCCCUUCCCAAUCUCUUUCUGAAUACCUAACAAGAAUUGGCAUUGAUUCUAGUGCUAGUAGUAUUAUUUUGCCAAAAUCUGGCCUCCUGUUUCUUAUGAAGUUUCCUCUACAAAAGAGUCUGUCUCCCCCCCCCCCCACCCUGCCUCAUUCUCAGAGCACUUGCAAAUCUGUUUAGAAUUUAUGGAUGCUAUGGUUGAGAUUCCUUCAUUGUGGGGGGUUGGACUAGAUGACCCCCGGGGUCCCUUCCAGUCGUACAGUUCUCUGAUUCAAAGACUGCAUGGGUGUGGGGCUUUGAGCACCGAUGGCAAGGUAGCCAAGGAUGGCGUGUGCUUUUUUGUUUCCAGUGUGAACAUUUCUCCAGUGCUCUGUCCCCCCCACCCAGGAUGCUCGUGGUUCCUGAUCUGAAAAAAGCUCAUGAUGUCUUCCUCUGGGCUUUGACUGAAGUGUGGGCAUCUAGGAAGGAUGCAGAGUGUGAACCACAGGUAAGAUGAUUUGCAGAACCAAAGAAAGGGCACUCAUAGGUACCCUUCAUCUACCUCAAAAUUAAGCAGAGGCACUCUCCUCUGCUCCACCAGGUAUUCACCAAAGGUUUUCCCUGUCCUUUGAUAAUUUUGGAAUCCAAUUUCUUUUCUAAUUAAUUGUUGGAGGAUGAUAGAAAGAAAUAAUACAGUGGUACCUUGGUUCUCAAACUUCAUUCUUUCUGGAAGUCCUUUCCAAAACCAAGACAUGCUUUCCCAUAGGAAGUAAUGCAAAACAGAUUAAUCCGUUCCAGACUUUUAAAAACAACCCCUAAAACAGCAAUUUAACAUGUAUUUUACUAUCCAACGAGACCAUUGAUCCAUAAAAUGAAAGCAAUAAUCAAUGUCUUGUACUAUAAAAUAAAUAAGACAGUAUUGUAGAUGAUAAAAAUUAAAAUUACUAUUUUUUCUUACGUGCACUGAUGAUAGUCAUUGUUCGGACGGGGGGGCUUUUAUCCAUUUCUGCAGUCACACAAUCAAUCAAUCAAUCAAUCAGUCAGUAACUGAACUGAUUUUCCACACAGUCAGAAAAACAAAUUAACCGAAAAAGCCUCAAAAACAAAAAUGCAAAAUAAAUAGCAAAAACAAAAGUGCCAAACAAUCCAUUCUGUUUGACUUCCAAAAUGUUCAAAAACCAAGGCACAGCUUCUGAUUGUUACAGGUGUCCCAGAAACCAUAGCCAACAACCGCAUCAGAUGUUCGGCUUCCAAAAAAUAUUCAAAAACCAGAACACUUCUGGGUUUUCGGCAUUUGGGAGCCAAGGCGUUUGAGAACCAAGGUGUUUGAGAACCAAGGUACCACUGUACAGGACAAAUGCGCUGCACAACACUAAUGUUUACAUGCAGCUGUACUUAAGCUACUAUCUCUCAGAUAAAAGGAAAACAAAAACAAAAAUGUUCUAUCUAAGAAAUGUCCCGUUUAGAUGGUGCUAUCUAAGAAAUGUCCUGUUUUGAUAUAGCUAAAAUUGUAGCAGAUGUUUUGGCAGGAUUUUGGCUCCCCCAUGUUGAUGCAGUAUUUUUGACUUGAGCCAUCUUGCCACUUGAGCAAACCCUUUUCCAGAUUGUGGUGUGGAUCCAAACGCUUCCUCUCUUGGGUCCCUUCUCUGAACAAAACUGCUUAGAUUAGAAAAAAUAAAAUAAACAUGUUGCCUUGGGGAGAAUCCCUGCUGGAAACGAACUCAUGUUUUAUUAAGCAAUUCGCACAGGGCAAUUUUUAUUAAUAAUUUAUGCCGAGCACAGCCGUUGCUGAAAAGAGGUUAACUAACAGUGUUUGCUGUGUGUUUGCAAAAGUCGGGGGCUUGCCGUUGGCACCCAGAAAUAAAAUAAACAAUAGUUUGCAUGUUCCACUGAUGGAGGGGAGCAGGAAGCAGGGUGCAAAGCUUGAUCCCAGAAUGCUUGAUCAUGUUCCCACCAGGAUCAAUGGGAUUUGAAGCAUCAAAUGAGCAACCCCAAAAUGAACUUGUGAGAACAAUGGAACCAUCUCUGAUUUGAUUAUGCUGCGAGUCAGGGAACCAGCACUCUGAAAUUCAAGAAAGGUGAAAUGUAAUUUUCUAAGAAUGAAGGCAGAGGUAAUACAAAACGGGAAAGUCACAGCAAAUCCUUAUUAAAGAUUUGACCCUUUCUGCCCCAGUUUUGAAAGUUGUCGCCAUACCACCAGCACAGAUGAGCAGCCCAAAGCUUUUUUUUUCAAAGCAAGAGUGGGCAACUGGAUCCACUUGAUGGGCCAGGUAUUCUCUUCCCCCACUAAGAUCUCCAAAGGGAAUGACUUCCUGCACUAUUUGUUUAUUUAUUGCAUUUAUCUCCCACCUUUCCUCCAUUACGGGACGCGGGUGGCGCUGUGGGUUAAACCACAGAGCCUAGGACUUGCCGAUCAGAAGAUUGGUGGUUCGAAUCCCUGCGACGGGGUGAGCUCCCAUUGCUCGGUCCCUGCUCCUGCCAACCUAGCAGUUCGAAAGCACGUCAAAGUGCAAGUAGAUAAAUAGGUACCACUCCAGCGGGAAGGUAAACGGCGUUUCCGUGCGCUGCUCUGGUUUGCCAGAAGCGGUUUAGUCAUGCUGGCCCCAUGACCCGGAAGCUGUACGCCGGCUCCCUUGGCCAAUAAAGUGAGAUGAGCGCCGCAACCCCAGAGUUGGCCACGACUGGACCUAAAGGUCAGGGGUCCCCUUUACCCUUUUUUCCUCCAUGGAGCUCAAGGUGAUACACAUGGUUCUUUGCCCCCACACCAUUUUAUCCUCACACCAUUUUAUCACCUGUGAGGCAGGUUGGGCUUACACUGAGAGACUUGCCCAACGUCACCCGGGUGAACUUUUAUGUGGCUGUGAGGGAAUUUGAACACAGGUCUCCCAGGACUUGGUCUGACACUCUAACCACUACACUGCCACUAAGGCUUACACUAACUGGCUGAUCAUAGCAAACAGCCACCCCUUCUGAGGAGACAGUGGUGGUUAGAGUGUUGUACUAGGCCUUGGGUGACCAAGGUUCAAAUCCCCACUAACCCAUGAAACUUGCUGGGUGACCUUGGGCCAAUCACUGCCAUGAAUCCUACCCCCUCUCACAGGGUUGUUGUGAGCAUAAUGUGGGGAGAAGGAGAACUAUCUACACCACUUUGAGCUCCUUGAAGGAAAGUUGGGAUAUAACUGUAAUAAUAAUAAUAAUAAUAAUAAUAAUAAUAAUAAUAAUAGUUUGCAUGCAGUUUUUAAUUAGAAAUGCAAGCAAUCUUGCAAAUGCAUUACAUUUAAAUGAUCAGCAUGAAGUAGGAACCCCAUGAAAGAGAAGGAAAGAAGUAUCUAGCCUCUGCUUGAUUGUCUCCCUCAUUCUCUGACGUCCUCUAAUGACAAUCUGUCACAAAGAAACUUGAAAGCUUCAUUAUCACCUCAUUUGCUCACCAGAGUAAGGAAGGCCCAUCAGUUAACCUGGUUCUCUGACAGAUGGCAUCUUUGCUUCUGCUCGGAACAAAACUGUAGACUUGUGCCCCUUUCCACUGCACCACUGGCUACAGUGGCAGCCUGUGUCCACUGGGACAGUCAAGGUGGAAGGCAGGGAGGCCAGCAGUUGGUGGAGCAAGAUCUAAUGACUGUAAGGGCCCACUGAUUUUGUCCUCAUCCUUCUCCCUUCUAAGUUCUAAAAACACAAAUCAAAGUGAGGAAGAGGAGGAAGCCAAGAACCAGUGCCACACACCAGACUGAAUAUUAGGAAGAAGGCAUGCAGGUGGGGUCUGUCUGAGGUGGUGGGCUGGUGCUCCAGUCUCUCUAAUGGACCAGCCUUAACUGGCUGCUUGGUGACAAAGCUGACAUUCACAGUUUAUCUCUUACCAGCUCAAAAUCUGUUGACUUUUGCUGCCAAAGAGAAACAGCAUAAAAAUAAGCAGGGAAAGUGUCUUGUGCAUUUUUACCCAUGUGGAGAUCUCAAGACAACUUCACAAACAAGCCCACUCAUUUUUUUAUUCUCCUUCUAUAAUAACAAGCAUGCCAACUCCUGUCCAGUUUAUUGCAAAGGAAUUCCUCCACAAACUGUCUGGUAUCCUCCUUCCUAAUAUGUCCUUGUUUGUUAAAAAACCGGAAGUUAACGGUAAUACUCUUUAACAUAUGUGUCCCAGGAAUGAACCAAAGAAAACUCCUUUCCAGCUGUGUUUUAUUUUCCCACAAGAGAGAAGGAGGGAAAAGUAGACAAAAGUUACUAUGAACCUCCCCCUCGACUCAUUAGAUCUUGGUACAGUCCAAAAAGUUUUCAGGUUAAGAAGCCGGGAGUUCUGUUUGCAGUAGAAAAUUCGGAGUUUCUGUGUGCGUUUGCCUGUCAGCUCAGGAACUCGUGGUGCACACUUGGUUCAAUCCAGGUAAGUGACUAGUUUAACUGCAAUGACAAUAUUUACAGGAUUCAUUUGUCAAUAUCUUCCUGUUACUGUUAAAGAGUAUGCAGCAGUCACUGAGCUGAGUACAGGAAUACAAAAGGAUUUUGUUUUGUCAGUGGGGCAAAUGACUGGAUUUUAGUGUGCAAGAUUUAGGCCCAAUGCAAGAAUGACUUCCAAAACAGAGUCACAUGUACAUUUUUCCGGAGGAUAAGUUUGCACAAAAUCUGUUUGAUUUAGCAGGCAGAAAUAGAAACAGACAUGCACAACAAGCGAAGACUGAGCAAUGUUUUGGAAAUCUCACACUCGGUGCCAGCUGCACAUGUUGCGAAUAGAGAAGUAUCCUUUGCUUGUGUCCUUGUAAAAAUAUCUAUGAUCAAGAUCUGAGGGUCACUGUAUGCUGUAUUUUUCUUAUACACCGUCCUUCACACCAGCUGUUGUUGUUUUUCCUGUACCUGUGCUUAUAAAGCACGUGCCAGUGAAGAGGGCAUUUUUCACGUGUUUAGUGCGAACAAUAGGGAGCUGUUCUUCUUCAGGGUCAUCUCUCUCUCCUGAAGUUGUUUCUCAUAGUGGAAAGUGGAGUCCACCACCUCUGGUGUCAAGGCAUGUGCAUGAACCUUAAGACUAACCUCAAAGGCCAACAAAUUUAUUAUGGCAUGAAUUUGCAUUGGAUGCACAAAGUGUUUUUGUAAAUAUAUGCACCGCAGAGGGGACAGGUGGCAAACCCUGACCUUAGAGGGAAAUGAAAUGCAAAAGGUACAGAUAGUGGCAAUUCAGUUUGAACCAGAAUAAGCACAGUGGCCCUUUACAACAGCAGUGGUGUGUGAUGAAACAAUCAGCCAGGUAACGCAGAGACUAGUUAACAUCUAAAAUGCAAUUGGAAACUAUUGUCUGCUUUCUGACUCAACUCAGUUGAGCUGAAUUUCUUGAUUUACUUGUAAUCCAGCAGUAUCACAUUUGUGGCUCCCUUUGAAAUUCCUUGGUUCAAGGAUGAUCCUUAGAGUGUCCUGAUAGACUGAAUUAUUCAAAAUAUUGUCCUACCGUUUUCUGACUAUUGUCAUUUCUUAUGUCAGAUUUGUGUAUCUAUUGAUUCUUUUCCAUCGGGACUGUCCUGUGUGCCCUAAGCAGAAUGCAGAAAGGCACUUCUGACAGGUUAUGUAUGCCACAUGUCCGGCUAUAUGAUGAACAAGUGAAUGAAGCCUCAGUGUUGCAGCUGAUUUAUUAGUUCUGUAGCAGUGGCACCUCACUAAUUUAAGAGACACUGUGCAGUGCAUUGCCUGCUGUUUCAUAGACUGCAGUUGCAAAUACAUGUUUUGAGCCAUUGGUAAUCUAUUGCAGGGCAAUAGGAUUUCCCCUUGCAUAUAUUGGUAAUCAAAACAACAAACAUUCCCCAUGGUUUAAAAUUGGCAGAAAACAGGGUAGACAGAGUGGAGCCACAAUCCAGUGUAACAGUGGCAGUGUAAUCCUUGGAAUGAGCAUUGGAGCUGUAAUCUUUGGAAUGAGUGCUACAAGCAUGUCCCUAUUUCUGUCUGCAAAAUGUUGAAAGGUAGGUGCCCAGUUAAGGAUGAAACUGAGCGUUUAAUAGAAAGAGAGGGAUCAAUCUGUUUUCAGCCAGGUUAAUUUUGCAUGUACUCAUUCAAAAGUUCCAUCUCAUUUCUGCAUGAAACCAAGCAUUAAAAAAAAUAUUCAACAUAAAAUUCAUAGUUAAAUGAAUAUUUUAUCAGAAAAUAUAAAUGCGUAUUUUGUUGCGGUGUGUACAGUUCUAAAUACAUUUUACCCUAAAAUAUGUACUUUAAAGUGCAUAGCAGUAUUAUAAUUGGGGGGUUUUUUUUGUAGCUGAAAACUACUUUGUAAAAGUUGGAGGAGGACAAAAUUCAAAGAUAAUUGCAUUCCGAUCUGCACAUUAGCCCAGAAAAGAGAUAAGGUUCAGAUUCAUUGGAAUUCAUGGCGGGCUUGUAGAACUUCCCGUCUCCGUACCUUGAAGCACUUCACAGAUAAAACUAGAGACACUUCUGUGCUUCUAACAUAGAAAUCAUAGUUUGGAAGCAAGCUUCCAUACCUGCUUUCACACUCAGGGUUGUUUUCUGACUCCUUUCUCUGCCCUAUUGCACUUGGGGUGCUUCAGGAAUUCAGCAUAUACAUUUAAAAGUUAGUUUUCAUUCUGCUUUUAAUCAUCAUCACCUGUGCUUUUUUUCUGGGGUGACACGGGUACGCAUACCCCUAAACAUUUUGUGAAUCUAAGUUUGGCCUCAUUGAGGGGCAGUCUUUCAAUAUGAGUAGGAAAAUGAGAGUACUGUACCCCUAAACAUUUUUUUUAAGAAAAAAGCACUGAUCAUGACCAUCACAGAUUAGGCUGCAGUCAUAGCCCCCAACAUGACUGGGAGUAAGCCCAGUUGAAUUUAGUAAGACUUACAUAUGAAUAGAGAGUGCAUUAGGAGUGCAUUUUUAAUACGGAAACAGGGCAGAAUAGACUCCUAUGUGAGUGGACACAGGUGAAAGGGACACAAAGCAGAAAUAGAUUGAUCGGUCUAUCCAUCUAUGACCAGCGAUAGACAUUUCUGUCAGUUUGGUUCUCUCAGCUCCUUUUUUUCCAAAUAUUACUUUAAGACCUAUACAUCUUUGCAACUAUUGACAAUUUUUAUCUUUUAUUUUUAGAAAGAAAUUUAACAGGAAUCGAUCAGCAAUCCGGCCAAAUUUCUCCUGAUAAACACAUUCAGGUAUGUAGUUUUGAUUAAUAUACACAUUUUUUGCAAGCAAUUUUCGCUAAUAGAAUGCCUUUUGUAUGUUGUUUUCACUAAUAUACCGUAUUUUUCGCUUCAUAAGGUGCACCUGACCAUAGGGCGCACCUAGUUUUUAGAGGGGGAAUUCAAGAAAAAAAAUAUUAUUUAAAGGGAGCGCUGAGCAGAACCUGUAUGCAUCCCAGGCUCUGCUCAGCACUCUCUUUCACGAGCCAUGUGUAGUGUGUGUGUGGCUCUUGGGGGCUUUUAGCGCCGCUAAGGCAGAAGCUAAAACAGCUAGAGGGAGCGCUGCGCAGCACUUUCUCUAGCUGUUCUGGCUUCUGGGGUAGUCAUCCCGCUGCCCUGCAGAGGCUUCGCGAGCUACCCCAGAGCUGCUCAGGAGCUUGUUGGGGCUGGCAGUGGAAGCCCGUAUUCCCCCCCCCCAGCCCCAAAGAGCAGCUCUGGGAGUAUUCCCCACCUCCCGCAAAAGCCCACAGGAGCUGCGGGCUUUUCUACGAGGAGGGAGAAGGGACUGACGUGGCCAAUCAGUCCCUUCUCCCUCCUAGGGAAAAGCCUGCAAGAGCCGUGCGGAGCUUAUGUGUGGCUCUUGGGGGCUUUUCCCGCCUGCCUCCCCCCUGCAUUCGCUCCAUAAGACACACACACAUUUCCCCUUACUUUUUAGGAGGGAAAAAGUGUGUCUUAUGGAGCAAAAAAUACGGUAGAAUCAUAGAGUUAUUCAAUCACUGAAUUCAAUAGGGCUUACUUCUGAAUGGAUCUUGUUAGGUCUGCACUACAAGCCCAGAGUUUAGAAUGGUCUAAUUGUACCUAUGUGGGUAUAUUGACUCUGCAUAGGCAUACUGAAAAUGGUCAUGGAAUCAUAGAAUUGUAGAGAUGGAAGGGACCCUGAGGAUCAUCUAGUCUAACCCCCUUGCAAGGCAGAAAAAUGCAGCUGUCACAUACAGGGACCAACCUGCAACCUUGGUGUUAUCAGCACCACACUCUAGCCAACUGAGCUGUUAAGAACACCUAAUAUAUACCUUUUCGUGCAUAUUGUUUGGUUGAACAACUGUGCCACAACAUUUAGAGAAGUGCAAAUUUUGGAGGACUGAUGGGUUUCAUUUCACAUAUGGGUUGGAAAAUUAGGCAGUUUCUAAUUAAAGUGCAAACAAAACUGGAUUACUGGAUAGCUCAGUUGAUUAGAGCAUGGUGCUGAUAAUGCGAAGGUUGCAGGUUUGAUUCCCAUAUGGAACAGCUGCAUAUUCAGGCGUUGCUGAGGGUUAGAUCCUCAGGGUCCCUUCCAUCUUUUACAAUUCUAUGAUUCCAUGACCAUUUUCAGUAUGCCUAUGCAGAGUCAAUAUACCCACAUAGGUACAAUUAGACCAUUCUAAACUCUGGGCUUGUAGUGCAGAGCUAACAAGGUCUAUUCAGAAGUAAGCCCUGUUGAAUUCAGUGGGGGCUUACUCUCAGUUAAGUUGAACUAGGAGCCUUAAUGGGUCUUACGUCACCCCUCUGUUUAGAUGGUACUGCGUAUUAAUUCACUUAAGGGCAAAAUAUUGUUGAGCCAGUUCCGUUGCAUUUGGGCAGCCUUCUGGUCUUGUUGCUGAGCGGGGUUACGGAUGUCCUCCCCAAAGUCCUAACCGGAUGGCAGUGCUGACCAAGGGUGGGCAGUGCUAAACAGGGUGGCCAGAUGCUAAACAGAAUAGGGUUUCUUUACAUGUGUCACCAGUGUAAAAAUUAGGGUUUCAGCAGAUAUAGCUCGACAUAAAGGCACGCCUGCUGAAAACUUCGUUUCUGAGCAAAGUUUGAAGAUGCCGAUCCCUUUUAGGUCCGGCCACACGAAAGCUGAAACUUGCAGAACCGGCAUUUUUUAAAGGUCCCUUUCCUGCCUCUCUCCAAAAGACAAUUUAGGGACACGUCAAUUUGGGCAGUGGCACUGUCAGGGCAGGACUCUGGGGCAAAUGUCCAAGCCCCGCUCGGCAGAAUGAGCAGAAGAGCUAAUAAAUAUAGCAGAGCUGGCUCAUCACAUUCUGCAGUAAGUGAAGUAAUGCACAUUACCAUCUAAAUGGUGUGGGGGCUGUAAGAGAGUAUAAAAUCACCUGACUGUUGUAUUUCCUGAUUUUGCUGCCUACCUGGGACAACCAAACAAAGUGAACAGAACUUCUACAUGAGCUUCAUGGCAGGUAGGACACCCUUGCUUACCAGGCAGGAAACAGGCAAAAUGGUGGGGAGAUUGGUUUCACCAGCACAUAUGCACUACACCGAUCAGGCAAUCCCAACAGAUGCAUUUACACUUAACGGAACACACCACCACCUCUGCCCUCCCCAUCUGCCUCCCAGUAAGCAACAGUGACCUACACACCAAGACACUUUUUGGCCUUUCUGUAUUUUGAGAGGCUGCCCCUGGUAAAUUGAAAUAGUUGGAGCAUAUCUGCUUUGUUUUGUGAGUCCCAAGCAGGUGACAAUAUCAGGAAAUUGGCUCUCCUCCUACGUUCCUGGUAAGAGGUCCAUGCAGCUUGAUGGGCCAGGCAUUUUGCAAAACUGAAUGGGGGAAAGUAGCUUCCCAGGGCAACUGCUGAACCAUAGUUUGAUUCAGUCAACCAAUUCUAUUCAUGGGGAUUAACUCUGCAUGUUUUCACACAAUUCAAAAUUAAGUCAUGCCAAGGCGUCAGGUAUGCUCUUGAUUCCAAAGCAAGUCUGAGUCAUUCAGAAGAUACAAGGGUUGCCAAUUUUUCAACUGGCCACUAUAACUUUGCCAUUCAGAAAAGUGCUCAGUAUGCAAGGAUUAGCCCAUGAUUAUCUUUCAUUGCAUGGAUUUAAAUAUUAUCAUCUGCUAAUUCCUGCAUACUAAGCUGCUAUUAAAGGCUGAGCUAUGUGAACAAGUCGAAAAGUUGGCAACCUUAGAGAUCAUAGUUACUUGUGGUUCAUACACUGUGCACAGAGCUAGCUGCAACCCCCUGGAGCCAAUUUUGUGGAUGGAAGAGUUCUCAGGGUUGUAAACAGCUGGAUGGAGAGUUCUGAAGGCGUCACGCAAAAACAAACAACUUCCGUCAUCCAUUAUGUGCCAUUUAACAGGGUUACUUACUGCAUAACUAAAAAUAAAUCACAUAACUAAAAAUAAAAUGCUGAUCUUCCUGUUAAAUACAUAGGAUUAUAUAUAGAUGAAUGGGGCAGUUGCUGUAGAGCUGGACUAGCUGGGGCCACUCGCAUGUGUGUGUGAAUGGGGGGAAAGGAUCAGCCAGUUUCCUACAACAGCCUGCCCGAAGCCUAUAGAAACCCACCAGCCGCACUCGAGUGCAAUAGCCCUGUCUCCUACUGUUGUUCCCCAUUGACUGCUAUGAAGAAGUAUAGUGGCUCUAUUCGCAAUGGUAGCGUAAUAACCAUAAUUGCAACUGACCAUUCUGUCCUUAAUUUAUUUUAAAGCUCUAAGUAGGUAGCCAGCAUCACCACAUCUUGCGGUAGCAAAUUUCAUCGCUUUAACUACACAUUGUAUAAAGAAGUACAUCCUUUUAUCUGUCCUGAAUCUGCCCCAAAAGUGUUUGCCAAAAGGCUGGGGGGGGGGGGUGGAUUUCAUUUUAUGGCAACUCAGCGUGUUCCAACCAAUCAUGGUUUAAAAGCCUCCUUCAGGGGGCUACAAAAAAUAAAGUCCUUAAAUCACAGAUACACAGCAAUUAAAAACAAACAGCAUUACUGACUGAUUUCAUCAAGCCGUAGCUGUACUUAGAUUAAAAAGCAGCCUGUAGAGAUUUUUUUAAAAUGUAUCUUCCAUUAAACUGAAGACCGAAAUUAAAAACCAGCAGAUUAUAUGUUUUUGAUGGCAUUAGUCAUGUUGAGUUUAUUUAUAUGCCACAUUUACCCCAAAUACCAUUUGGACUCAAAGCAGUGCACAGGGGGAAAACCCACUUAAAUGCAAUUGUAUGACGAUCACAAUAUAUAUUAAAUAGGAUAAUAUCAUUGCAGCACUCUCAACUGAACAACCAACAUUUCGUAAUGUGUGUGUUUGAGUGAGAGCAUUAUGUUGACCAAUAUGUUCGUUAACAAUUAGGUCCCCAACCCUGGUUCUGUGUGAGAGAGUGAGAAACUUCUCCGCACCCGCGGUCUCUGCACUAGGAAUUGGGGGGGGGGGCGGAGUGGGGUCCUUCCAAAUGUUGUGGAACUACAACUCACAUCAGCCACAGCCAGCAUGACCAAUAGCACGGAAAGAUGGAAGCUCUAUUCCAGCAAUAUUUUGAGGGCUGCAGCUUCUCCAUUCCUGCUGUACUAUAGGAUGCAUAAUUUUAUAAGCAUCCAUCUUUCCCCCUUACUCAGCUCCUCCACCCUCCAAGUUUAAAAAGCCCCAAAUGUUGUACCAAUCCCUCCACUGGGUGACAUUACACGGCUCAGGACAGUAAUGUGCUCCUAUAUGCCGUUACGCGUAUGAAUGAACUGGCUGAUGGGCCACUCUAAAUGAGGCCUUCAGAUCCGUGCAGCGGAUAUCUGUAAAGCUGUGUUUCAUUAACGCGUUGUCUUGCAAAGGUUCUGCGGAGGUGGAAUAAGUUAAACAAGGUAGAUCUUUUUACACGGUACAGAAGAUUAGUACAAGGUUAUAACCUUGCGAUAAAUGUUUGUGGGCAGCAGAUGCUUCCGUUGAUUACGUUUCUACUCUAAUUAUCGAAGGAAUAGCCCCUCUCCCAUUGUGAUAGCUGUGGUGGUGAUUAAUUCAUACAGAAUUACAUCCUCUCCUCCCUCCCUCCCAACCGCCACCCCACAAAGUCACACCUUAUUUUUCCCUGCAGCCUUAGCUUGUUAGAUCACAUUUUUAUAAUAUGCACUGAACCAUGAUGUUGUCGGAAAUCCUCAGGAGAUUCCUAGUCAGUGUUGUGUACUGAGUACUGAAAACGGGGUGCGGGGUGAUGACCAUUAAAAUCCUACCUGUGUGAAUUACGGCACAGCAGUUUGCAGACAUAUGUAGAGAAUAUUUCCCUUGAGCUGAUUUAGGCUGGGACAUGUUCAUAAAACGCAUUUGCAGUUUAACCACUGCAGUGUUUGGGGUUUUUUUAAAUCAGAAUAUGCCAAUGAGUUGUAUCACAAACUAACGAUCUCUAUCCUACCCAAGAGGACAAUGUAUUUUUGGUCCACGUCCAGUCUUUAUACCCCCACCUCAAAUUUGCAGUGCUUCUAUGUGUGAGAGAGGACAAAAAGAAUCUUGUGGAACCUUAAAUUAAUCUAUUUGUUAUAGUGUAAGCUUUGUGGUUAUCGUAAGAUUCAUGAAGUGAGAUCUUCAGUGAGGCAAGCUGCCUCAUACUGAGUCAGACCAUUGCUCCAUCUAGCACAAUAUUGUUUACACUGACUGGCAACAGCUCUCCAGGGUUUCAGGCAGGAGUAUUGCCCAACCCUACCUGAAGCUGCCGGGGAUCAAACUAGGGACUUUCGGCAUGUCAGGCCCUUCUGCUUUCUGUUCUUGUAAUGUGUUCCAAAGGAUGAAUUUUGUUUUAGAUUUCGUUUAGCAAAAUAGCUUACAUGAGUUUAAUACCUUUAUUAAAAAUAACAAAAAAACCAAAAAACUUUAAAAGCAGCAGACAACACUAUUAAAAAAAAUACUUAAAAUCAACUGUUUUACAAACAAAUAUAAACAAUAAAAUCAUAUGCCUGGCUUAGUUGGACAGCUCAGUUGGUUAAAGCAUGGUGCUGAUAAUUCCAGUGUUGUGGGUUUGAGCCCCGUAUGGGACAAUUGUAUAUUCCUGCAUUGCAGGGGGUUGGACUAGAAGAUCUUCAGGGUCCCUUUCAACUAUACAAUUCUCUGAUUCUAUGAUUCAGCUGGCCUAAACAACAACAACAAAUUAGGCAGACAGAAAACAAUGCAAUGAAGAUGCCUGUCUAAUAUUAACAUUAAUUAUACAUUGAACAAGGUAAUCGUGGCACGGAAAUCAUUUCACGCUAAAAAGUUGUGGGUUGCAUGUGAAUGAUGCAGUAAUAAGGUUCAGGGCCAGCUGCUUUUCUGGGGGGGUGUCAAUCCCAUUAGAAAGGCCCAUUGGCACCCAGUUGCAUGAUCCAAAAAAAGUACUGCAUUAUUCACAAAGAGCCAGCGGUUAUGCUGAAUUCUUCUCCAGAGAAGCAGUGUGCAUAUCACUAGAAUCUCUGUUUAAAGGGACAAGGUAGAAAAUGAUGGGGAGAGACCUCAGAUGAUAUUUGCGAAGAAUCAAAUCAGAGUAGACUAUACUGGCUCAGAGCAGAAUGAAGUUGGUGGGCAGCACCUCAACAUUUGCCCCAAUGGACCAGCCGCCACUGGCAUCCUUCACGAAAGAGAGAGAAUGCCACAAGUAUUUAGGCACAUAGCUCUUUAUUACUCUUCAGCCCAUCAAUUCUGCCGUACCCGUACCCUUCUUUUAAUUUGCAAUCCAUCAUUUGUAAAGAUUAUCGGCCUUGCCCUGGAUUUGCUUCUUGCUGCUCAUGUCUUAGACUGAUAUGUUGGUUAAACAGUUUUUACAAAGCGAUUUGUCUUCAUCUGGCUUUGGACAGAUCGCCAUGCGUUCUACAACGGCAAAACCCUUCAGGGACCAAAAUUACUUCGAACUCAAGCAGCAAUGCCUUGAAGAAGGCAACCUCUUUGAAGACCCUGAAUUUCCAGCUUGCGAUGCAUCUCUCUUCUACAACACUCCUCCACAGGGGAGAGUGGAAUGGAAACGCCCACAGGUAUUUGUGAAGUAUCCAUCCUACUUGAGUCUGAUUAUCUCUAUUGUUUGGCUGAAUUCUCACCUAUUAAUAGCCUGGCUUUGGCAUAAUGUAUCUCAGUUUAUUGAGACAAGCUGUGCCCAAGCCUUGUUUACCACCUCUUCCUUACUCCCUCUUGGUGUGCCCUGGAUUUGCUGGGUUAACCAACAGUUGUCCCCUGUUAUGUCUGAACCAGGAUCUAUGGUUACCAGGAUCACAUUGGGUGAAAUUGCAUUCAGAUAUAAGUUUCCCCAAUCCCAGUAACCUCAGUUUCCUAGUUCUAAUGAAGCAGGAAUCCAUGAUUAAUUAACCCAUGAGGUCUUCAACUGUGGCAUGCUGUGACAGGAGGAGGAAAGAGAGAGACUGUGUGGACAAGGCUUGGGCAUAUUGUGGCUUAAUAGGAUGAGAUAUAUUAGAUCUGCACAGGGCCAAUAUAUGUUUGUUCUUCUUUUCCAAGAGGUGGGAGAGAGUAUGGAUUAAUUCAAGCCAGAUUUGAGUCAGGAACAGUUUUUCAUGAUUGGAGUCACUGCAGGGAUAUGUUAAGUGCUGGUAAAGGAGGGCUGAUUUUGACCAUGUGCAGAGGGCCUUUUAUUGUUCUCCACCAGGACCUGACCUGAGACACUAGCCUCGGGGAUGCCUGUAUAAGACUAUCUACUCAACAAUCCUCAGCUGAAACAAAUAAUAAAAAUGUUUCAUCUUCAUUUUUAAAGUUGGCAUCAUUGACCCACAUGGCCAAUGUUGCUUUAAUAGUGUGUGGGGUUGUUUUUGUUUGAGAGCGGGGAGUUAUUCAUGGGGAAAUUACAUCAGGAUUCAGCAAAUCAGUACGAUUCAAUAAAUCAUCUUAAAUGAUUGAGAUACAUCAUGUGUGCAAAUUGUGCCCCUUGUGAUUGCACAACUUUCUCCUCCAGGAAACAAAUGAUGUAGCCCUAAUCUUGACAAUGUUUAAGGAAAAAAGCUUUAGAUAUUUUUUAUUUCUGUCCACUUUUAAAUGCUGAAGCUUUUUAUUAAAUGCUUUUGUUCAUUGCCCUUGUAUUAAUUACUGCCGCUCAAUUUUUAGAGGGUAUGUUUGUUUUAACUGGAUAAUUUAUUAUUACUACUGCUACCGUCACCCUAGAAGGGCAAUUGUGCUAUAAUCCAAAGGCAAGGCUCAUCAGCAUGGUGCCUAUACAUGCAAUGGUGCCCUUGAUGUCUACCCCUGGUAUCUACAAAGCCUCCGAGCCACCCCUCCACUGCGCCAUUAAGCAUUAAGUUGUGGAGGUGCUGUAGGUGGGCUUUUCUGAGUGCACUGAUUUCUUAUUUAGAAUUGACUAGGCAAGAGCCUAAAGCAAAACACCUUACUUCUUUUAUAUUUAAAGUUCUAUUGCUCUUGUCGCUUUCAAAUUUGGUUUCUUUAGUCACAUUCGUUUGUAUUUAUGAUUCUGAGUUGUAACAAGCCACAAGAUAGCCAAUUAUUGGUAAUAUUAUUGUCUUAUAAAUUAGUUACUGUGCAUCUGUGGUAGUUGAAGGUUUUUGCAUAUUUUGGAAGUAUCUAUAUAUAAACAAUUUAUAGUAUGAAAUUCCUUCACCCUUGUAUUUUCGGUAGUAAGAAUGCCUAAAAAUAUUUUUCAUGCAAUAUUCUUUUCCCAUAUAUUCUUUUUUUUUUUUAGCUACAAGAUUAGAUCAGAACAUAUAUUAAUUUUUGCAUACAUUUAUCUUUUGAAUACAUGUGCAAUUACUGUUUUGAAUUUUACUGUGUCCUUCAUGGGUUGUGCAAACCGCUGUUCUGAAUAAUGCUUUUUAAAGGGUAGCGGCUGCUUGGGAUGAGUUUAUAGAACCAAGUGGGACAGUGGCCCAAAAAAGUUGGGGAACCACUAGCAUAGAUCAUGGACUGAUCCCAGUAUAUUUUGAUGUCGGAGAAAUAUAAUUUCACACACAGGCUAAAAUUGGGCAGUAUUUCAGAAUUUAAAUUAAAAACUAUUUUCAGAUAUUCCUUUUUGAAACUUCAAACCACAAACCAGGCAGCGAAUUUCGAGUCCAAGCUGUAGCGAUGUUGCUGAUGUUAAUAAUGCAUUGGUUUGUUAAGCCAAUCUGGUUUGUUAGUCAAGACAAUAUCAGGGAUUGCACGACUCUCUUUUAUCACGGACCAAAACUGUAUUUAAACUUGGAUGUAAAAUGACAUUGAUUUCAAUUCCGAUCUGUAUUUGUCAGACUCCGUACUAUUUCCAUUCUGCCGCUGUUGUCAUUUUGGCUCAGCUCUAGUUUGACAUUUAUUUAUUUAUUUAUAUUUAUUUAAUAGAAUUAACAUGCUACUUAACAUGUUAUUUACUUGUAAGUGGUUUGCAUAACAUAUACUAUAAUUACUGGUACGAUCAGAUGUUAAAUGCAAGGUCACUUAAAAAUGCAUAUAAAUAAAACCAGCACUUAAAAAAAAGCACGUUCUAAAAUAAUAUUGCAUGUGAAAUUUACAUAACUUGCUUAAACAACUUUUUCUUUAGCAGAUGCUGAAAACAAAGAACAGCGUCCUAAUAUUUCUGAUAAGGGGAACAUUUUUGCACUUAUUUAGCAAAUGUCUUUGACUGCGCAGGAUGGAUGUUGUUGAAACCGUCGGCAUGUAUUCAUUUACUAUGAUUCUGUUCCCCCUCCCUUUCUCCCAGGAUAGAACUGAAGAUGGUAGUCAUGAGAAUUCAGUAUCGGUUGCCUUCCUCUCAAUUCCCUUCUCAGAUCAUAGCUGUCAACGUUUCCCUUUUUUUAAAGGAAAUUCCCUUAUUCCAAAUAGGAUUCCUCACAAGAAAAGGGAAAAGCUGACAGCUAUGCCUCAGAUUCAUUAUUGGUCUGCCUCAGGGCUGUGGCAUCUUUCUUAGCUCAAAAGUCACAUUGCCUCAAGAGAAGCCUUCUUGGGGCUUCAUGCCCCAGGGGUGGACAGGGCCAAAGCCAAAAACGGCAAGUAAACAAACGUAACUCAUAUCUUUGUACAAACUCAUUUCAGCCAUGAAAACAAACUAGGGGGAGGCGGGACACAUUGAUGCAAGGGACAUAUUGAUACACCAACAAUAUUUCAAUAUCGAGAAACGUUAUUCGUGUCGUCACAUCACUAAAAUGUGUCUAUACAUGUGUGAGUACAACAGUUGUGACAACGCCGCCCGCCAGUUCCCUGUUGACAUUUGACCAGAGUAGGUGUGUUUUAGUGCGGCCAACUGAAAAAUUACGUGAAAUGUAAAAGUGUUCAAACGCUGUUUUACAUUGUUUAGUUAAGAUUUUAAAAUGCCAAAGGUAAGUUAUCCCACUCAGCAAUCAGGAUUACACGUAAGUGUAAAUAAGUUCAGUUGGUUUAUUAAUAACUUUUAGUUUUCUGAAAAUGUCCAUUGGGGCACUUUGAUACACUAAGACAUGGGGCACAUUGAUACGUAUAAAAGUGCCCCGCUAGUGUACAAUAGUGCCCCAAUAUACAAGUUUACAUGGAGUCUCUAAACUGAUUUCCUACACGUGAAAUUUGAAAAGAAAAAAACUGUUGUUUACUACAUGGCCAAAGUCAUUUCUAAAUAUCUGAUUAUCAAGUGUCAUAUCUCCGGAAAAAAACAGGAUCUUGUAUGUUUGUCUUCCCCAUUGUAGAAGAUAAGGCAAGCAUUGAUUUCAAGGAUGUUGUUUUGCAGUUGCCAAAACCAAAUUUCUCCAAGGGUGCAUCUCGAACAUCAUCUCUUUAUACUUUUUCUUUUGACUUCAGUGGAUAUAAUGUGCAAUAGAAGCUAAACGUUAAGUAAUUAUCUUAUUUUUUAUAAGCAUUUUGUUUAAAUUACUAUUUUUUGACUACCUAACAUGAGUUCUUGUACUUUCUAAAGUUUUUCCAAAGUUUUUUUUUAAAAUGGAUAGGUGUUUGAGGAAAGAUUAAUAUAAGUUUUGAUGUUUUGUUAAGAAAACCUGCCAUAAAGUCUAUAUGUGGGAAACAUUGUUAGUUUUGAUACGUAAUUUAGAUUUUAAGUAACGAAUUGUAAGGCUGAUUAUGAUCUCUCACAAUAAAAAAAUGUUUUUUUCAUUAUUUUUUUCUAAAUAAUUACCGUUCUCAUACAAUUUACGUUUUGUAUCAAAGUCCCCCAUCCACUGUAUCAAAGUGCCCUGUAGGUGGGGCAGAAUGAUACAAAACCCCCUUUUUUUUUUUACUCAAGUCAUUAUAUUCUCAUUAUCUUCUAACUUCUUUUGAUUGCUAUUAUUAUAUUGAUUAGUUAUGCCAUGCAUAAAGCAAUUUUUUUUAUUAUUUGACUCAUUUUGGUACAUAAAAUAUGAGAUUGAAUUUUUCUGCAUCAGUCUGCCCCACUUCCCCCUACGCACAAACACAUACAUCUCCACCCACGUAAGCAAGAGGCAUCACUAUCACAGUUCAAGGACAAAUUCUAGCCAGGCAAAAGCACUUGAGGAAGAUCUGAAGCAGGGCUAGUGAAGAGGGGGACGUGCAGAGAGUCCCAAGUCCAGACAGAAAGAAAGAUGGAGGGCUGCCUUUGGCCUCAAGGACUUAAACUGACACCCCCCUUUCAAGUGAGGUUCUGAGAUGGCUACUGAGAGACUCUUCUUUUUUCUUUGCUGUGAUUAAAGUAAAGGUAAAGGGACCCCUGACCAUUAGGUCCAGUCGUGACCGACUCUGGGGUUGCGGCGCUCAUCUCGCUUUAUUGGCCGAGGGAGCCGGCGUACAGCUUCCGGGUCAUGUGGCCAGCAUGACCAAGCCGCUUCUGGCAAACCAGAGCAGCGCACGGAAACACCGUUUACCUUCCCGCUGGAGUGGUACCUAUUUAUCUACUUGCACUUUGACGUGCUUUCGAACAGCUAGGUUGACAGGAGCAGGGACCGAGCAAUGGGAGCUCACCCCGUCGCGGGGAUUCAAACUGCCAACCUUCUGAUUGGCAAGUCCUAGGUUCUGUGGUUUAACCCACAGCACCACCAGAAACAAAUCUUUAAAUGGGGGGUUGCUCAAAGGAUGUCUUUCAUUUCAUUUUAUUAAAAUGCAAAAGGAUCUCUCAUGAUAUAAUCAUCAUCAUCUGUAUUUUGUUUAGAUGUUACUGUGUUAGGAUUUUAGUUGCGUGCUGGGUUGUUUAUAUUCUCAUUUAGUUUUGUUAUGGCGUUCGGUCAAAACAGUAUGAUUGUUAAAGCUAUCUUGAGAAUAGGAGCUAGGAAAUCAGGGCAAGCAGUUCCCCCACCCAAGAUUUCCACUCCUUUGUUUUCCAUGCUGUUGUUCUGCUUUGUGUUGUACUCCUCCUGAAUGUGGGCCGAAUGAGAACAUGCAAGUUUGAAUUGGGAGGCAGAGAAAUUCAGGCAGAGAAUGGCAAGGUUUUGAGCUGUGAGUUUGCCCGGAGUAGAAGCAGCUUGGAGUAGGGGGCCUUGGGGACCCAUCGUGUUGCUUUUCAUGGGGUGGGAAUCUUGCAGAACCUGCAGUUCUGCUGUCUACUGUUGGAGGUUGUUUGCUUCCACUGCUUGCAUAUUUAUUAUUAUUAUUAUUAUUAUUAUUAUUAUUAUUAUUAUUACAUUUAUUUAUACCCCUCCCUCCCCAGCCAAGGCCGGGCUCAGGGCGGCUAACAACUAAUAAUAAAAACAAGUUGUUUGAAAUACAACUUAAAAAACAAGAUUAAAAUAAAACAUUAAAAUGCAGCCUCAUCACAGGAGGAGAAAGGAAAAAAGAAAGAGGGGGAGGGAAUAAAACUGAUUCUAAGCCAAAGGCCAGGCAGAACAACUCUGUCUUACAGGCCCUGCAGAAAGAAAUCAGAUCCCGCAGGGCCGUGGUGUCAUGAGACAGAGUGUUUCACCAGGCUGGAGCCAGUGUUGAGAAGGCCCUGGCUCUGGUUGAGGCUAAUCUGACUUCCUUAGGGCCUGGGACCUCUAGGGUGUUGCUAUUUAUGGACCUUAAGGUCCUCUGUGGGGCAUAUCGGGAGAGGCGGUCCUGUAGGUACGAGGGUCCUAAAUUCUGUAGGGAGUUUUCUCACUACUCAAGGAAGUGAACAUGUUUUACAAUGAAGAAGCAAAGUGUUCAUGUGGCAGGGAGCUUGAAGCAACUUGAACAGAGUACCUGUUUGUAAAUGAAGGGCAAGCCUCUGUUGAGGCAUUGGAGAGAGUUCAGGAAUCUUAUUAACCUGGCUCUCAGGCCAGUUUCCUUUCAACACUGGGAGAUACUUGCUAGAUUAUUAUUAUUAUUUUGUUAAUGUGAACCUGCAAUCUGGGAGAAUGGAAACAGCAUUUUGCAAAUUAUGAAUCAAAUAUUGUCAUUUUGUUCCAGCCUCUGAAUUAUGGAAACAUCUUUUUGAACGUGGGUAUGUUCCAAUUUGAAAUGCCUUUCAAGUUUGGAGUAGAACUGGCUCUCAGUUAUUGAGUUGCUAAAUAGUUUUAUGAACGGAAGAGAUCUAUCUAAAACCUUCUGCGAUUCAUAUCUUUGAAAUCAUGUUUAGGGAAGUUUUUAAUGUUUGAUCUUUUACUGCAUUUUUAAAAAUCCUGUGGGAAGCUGCCCAGAGCGGCUGGGGAGGCCUGGCCAGAUGGGCGGGUAUAAGUAAUAAAUUAUUAUUAUUAUUAUCAUCAUCAUCCUCAUCAUCAUCAUCAUCAUCAUUAUUAUUAAAACAACCCCAAAAUAGACACGCAUACCUCAGUUGGCAUCAAGUUGCAGCUAAAACAAUUGCUAAUACAAUGGUACCUCGGUUUAUGAACUUCAUCCGUUCCAGAAGUCCGUUCUUAAACCAAAACUGUUCUUAAACCGAGGCGUGCUUUCUCUUGCCGCUAGUGCCGUUCUUAGACUGAGGUAAAGUUCUCAAACCAAGACACUAUUUCCGGUUUUGCAUAGUUUGUAAACCAAAUCAUUCUUAAACUGGACUGUUCUUAAACCGAGGUACCACUGUAUAUAAAAUAACCCUGUUCUGCUCUAAAACUUCUCCCAUAUCUUCAGAGAUAAUGUUUGAUUCUCAAAUGCCAUCACUCAAAUAAAUAGUAAUAAAUUAUUAUUAGAAAAUUAGUAGUAUGUGAGAUUAUUAGCCUCUAACAGACCAAGUGACACAUUUCUAUAAAAUCCUAUAAAAAGACUCUUAAUGGUACAAUCAGACAUGGAAGAGUCCUUCUCUGUCAUCAUACAACAAUCUUGUUUUCUUCUUCCCCAUAACCAUCCAUCUUCAUUGAUCCUUAGCUCUAUAUUGCUGCUAUGCUAAAACAGAUAUUCCAGGUUGCUCUUAGACUUGGAUAGGCUAUCCCUAGACAGGAAGGUGUUAAAUGCAUGUGGUGGCAUAAAAAUAAACCAGGAAGGUUGGCUUAUCUUGCAGAGAUGCAUAUGGCAUACAAAAGGAAGCUGUUAAGAUGUGUUGCCAUAGCAACUGCAUCUUCAGUGGCAGCAGCAGGCCACAAAUAUGCAGCUGUAAUGUAGUCAAAUUGCCAGCUGUGUGUGUGUGUGUGUGUGUGUGUGUGUGUGUGUAUGUAUGCGGGGUGUGUGUGUGUAUACAUUUACACACACACACACACACACACGUGUGUGUGUGUGUGUGUACACAACUUUAACCUUAGUAGUCUCAAGGUCAUUUAAAGCAAAGAGUACAAAAUUGUAUUUUGUAUGUACAAAAUUGUGUGCCACAAAAAAAGAAAAAAAGAAUCUGCAUUUUGUGGGAAAUAAAUAAAAUGACUAAAGCAAGGGGGGGGGACCUUUCAAGCCUAGUUUUCAGUACAUUCCCCAAAACAUUCCCUUCUCCAGGCUGUACACCUCACUGGUCCUGAUCAUGGCUCUUGCCUGCCAGGAUAAAGGCUAGAGAGCUGUGCGAGUGUUUUUGUGUGAGCACGUGCUGUAUAAAGGUGAAAUUUGUUGCUUUGCCCAGUUUUGCCUCCGGCCUCACCCACUGCUGGCAUUUGGCCCUCAGAAGGUUGCCCAGAUGGGAAUGUGGCCCUCAGAGUUGAAAAGGUCACUGAUCUCUGAAUUUAAGGCUCCUGCGAAUGCAAGGUAUGUUCCUGCUCUUCUGACUUCAUUCACAUCCUUUUAUUCAAGCUCAGCUGUGGUCAGCAGCAGAGAAGUACUGACAGAGAAAUAGCAGUUUAAGGUACAGUGGUACCUCUGGAUACGCACACCUCUGGUUGCGUAUCCUUCGGGUUACGCACGCAGCAAACCUGGAAGUGACAAAGUUUCAGUACAGAAAGAAGGGAGUUGGGACAGGCUCUGUUGUGUUGGCUUUUUGGUGUUGUCUGCUGUGUUGUACCCAUAUUUGCUAUUUCUCUUUGUUAAAACAACAGCAGCAGCAACAAUAACACUUCCCAAUCUAUUCAGACCACUCCUACAGCUUUCUACUCUCAGUCUUCUUGCCCUUUUAGCUCCCAUGCCAUAGCCAGUGAAGUUGUACAACCUGCUUUCUCUUUUGCAUCCCUGCCCAACCCUGACUUCACGCGAAUCCAGGAUUAUGAUUUACUACUACAGAGCCUCCCACGGAGACUGUGUGAUGAAAGCCUUAGACAUUUAUAUGUAUAAAAAGGUAAAGGACCCCUGACAGUUGAGUCCAGUCACGAACGACUAUGGGGUUGUGGCGCUCAUCUCGCUUUACUGGCCACAGACAGUUUUUCCGGGUCAUGUGGCCAGCAUGACUAAGCCGCUUCUGGCGAAACCAGAGCAGCACAUGGAAACGCCGUUUACCUUCCCACCUGAGUGGUACCUAUUUAUCUACUUGCACUUUGACAUGCUUUCGAACUGCUAGGUUGGCAGGAGCAGGGACCGAGCAACGGGAGCUCACCCCGUCGUGGGGAUUUGAACCGCCAACCUUCCAUUCGGCAAGCCCUGGGCUCAGUAGUUUAGACAACAGCACCACCCGCGUCCCUUUAUAUGUAUAGGAAGAUAUUAUUAGAAGUUGGAAGCUGUUUUUACUCUAAAGAAUAUAUUUGCUUUGUUUUGUCUUGGACUUUGCAUUCUUUGUCUGAGUCUAUUCCUCUUGAAUCAAAUCCAGUGGCUAGAUAGAGUUUGAGUAGCCAGUUCCAUGACAUGUACACAGGGUCCCACCCAAAUAGCCAAACAAAAACACACAUUUUCCUUUGCUUACUUAAUUCUUUUUGGCAUCUUACUUAAUCAUUUCUGCUGUAGCCACCAACCCCUGCCAAGAUCUGAGUCCAGGGUGCUUUCAGCCCUUAUCUUCAAUAGAGAAUAAUUGCUAUUUAUUUUUAAAUUAGGCCACCAAUCAUGUUGAAAUGUUGAACAACAUCUUUUCCUCCUCCUCUCCCUCUUUCUGUUUUUUGUUUUUAAGCAAUAGGCAAAACCUGCCUAUCUUGGCUAAAUCUCACAAAAAAAUUAAGGCCUUGCCCAACAUUUUGCCCACCCUCAGGAGGUCCUGCACCCUAUCUAAGCACUCAGUCAUGAAAACUAUUACAGUGGUACCUCGGGUUAAGUACUUAAUUCGUUCCAGAGGUCCGUUCUUAACCUGAAACUGUUUUUAACCUGAAGCACCACUUUAGCUAAUGGGGCCUCCUGCUGCCGCCGCGCCGCUGGAGCACAAUUUCUGUUCUCAUCCUGAAGCAAAGUUCUUAACCUGAAGCACUAUUUCUGGUUUAGCGGAGUCUGUAACCUGAAGCGUAUGUAACCCGAGGUACCACUGUAUUAUUAUUUUGUUAUUUAUUUAUCAUUGUAUUUUAUUUUGUGAAUAAUAAGAAUUGCCAUUCUAAGACAACAAUUCAUGAUAAGCUCCAGCACCUCUUUUUUUUAGGAAAACAGCACUGCCUAUACCCGUAGAUCUCAGGGCAGUUCACAACUUAAGAUUAGAGUAUAAAAAACCUAAAAUACAUGAUAAAAAGAAGACAACCCAAUAAUCCCCCCUUCCACAACACAUUUAAAAGGGCAUCAAGUGCCAAUUAGCCAAAGGCCUGGUUGAAGAGGAAUGUUUUUGCCUGGCGUGUAAAGGUGCAUAAUGAAGGUGCCAGUUGAACCUUCCUGGGAAGAGCAUUCCACAAACGGAGAGCCACUCCUGUCUGCUAUGCUGUUCUUGCAAGGGGUAUCAUGGAAGGGGGCCAGGGAAUUUGUAUGACCACAUAACCCUUUUCUGCCUAUGUUGCCUCUUCGGACAGUAACAAGUGAAGAGAGCUCUUGUUUCUAUCAUAGUCUCAGUUUGAGGUAAACCUAAGCCUAAUUUCUAAUAUACUGGAUUUUGCCUCACAUUUGGACAAAUUUUGACUAAUUUGGUUUAUGACCUGCCCUUCAACAGAUUCCGGGAGCAGCUCACAAAAGGCUAAAGUUACAUUAAUUAUCCCAUAACAGGAAAGAGCAGCAGAAAAGCAGACGGCUAAAAGCAGGCAUCAUUCACAGCAGCAGUAAGACAUUUUUAAUAUUAUUCUUUACAGUGGUACCUUGGGUUAAGUACUUAAUUUGUUCCGGAGAUCCUUUCUUAACCUGAAACUGUUCUUAACCUGAAGCACCACUUUAGCUAAUGGGGCCUCCUCCUGCUGCCACACCGCCAGAGCACGAUUUCUGUUCUCAGCCUGAAGCAAAGUUCUUAACCUGAAGCACUAUUUCUGGGUUAGCGGAGUCUGUAACCUGAAGCGUAUGUAACCUGAAGUGUAUGUAACCCGAGGUACCACUGUGUUAAGUUUCUAUACUGCCCUUCAUCCGAAGAUUACAGGGAAGUGUACAAUAUAAAAACACAAAAAUCAUAACACUAACAAACAAAAACAGUAUCACCCACUUCGUAGACGCACACACAAUUUAGAAGGCCAUGUAUUGUUUAACUAGACAAAUGCCUGGGGGAAGAGCGAUGUUUUUGCCUGGCACCUAAAGAUGUAUAAUGAAGGCACCAGGUGAGCCUCCCUGGGGAGGGCAUUCUACAAGCAGGGAGCUACCACAGAAAAGGCCCAUUCUCAUGUUUCAACCUUCUGAAUCUCUUGUGAAGGGGGCACACAAAGAAGAGCUUCAUCUUAUGAGUGCCGGGUCUAGGUUGGUUCAAAUAGGUAGAAGCGGUCCUUGAGGUAUUGGGUCCUGAGCCAUUUAAGGCUUUAUAGGUCAAAACCAGCACUUUGAAUUGGGCCCAGAAACUAAUUGGUAGGCAGUGCAGUCAGGUCAGGAUCGAUGUAAUAUGCUCAAAUCAUCUUUUCAUGAUAACACACCAACCCUAGAUUCAUUCUGUUUGUUUGUUUAUCUAUUUAGUUUUUUAUCCUAUCUUUCCUCUAAAAGACAUCAUGGCUGGUAAAAGCUAUCAGUUCAAAACUGCAAUAAAAUAAAACGCUGUGAUAAAUUCUAAUAUAGGAAGAUUAUCUGCCUAUUACAUUGAAAAUAGUUCACAAUUACAUAUCUGAGGAAGACUUGGAACCAUUUCUGCAACGUUUGCUGGGAUUUCAUUUCUUACAUGUCAAUUUUAGAUAUACAGUGGUACCUUGGGUUACAUACGCUUCAGGUUACAGACUCUGCUAACCCAGAAAUAGUACCUCGGGUUAAGAACUUUGCUUCAGGAUGAGAACAGAAAUUGUGCUCCGGCAGCGCGGCAGCAGCAGGAGGCCCCAUUAGCUAAAGUGAUGUCUCAGGUUAAGAACAGUUUCAGGUUAAGAACGGACCUCUGGAACGAAUUAAGUACUUAACCCGAGGUACCACUGUACAAAACUGUCUUCCCGCAACCAAAUUGCAAAAUUUGGCUUUCAUGGCUUUCGUGAUGCUUUUAUUUUUCCAUCUUACCUUCUUUCUAUUUAUUUGAAAAAUAUAACCUCUGUACCACAGUUCUGCAAUUUUGAUAAACGUGGGGGUUUUCUUUGGCAUUUUUUAUGUUAUGUUAAAAAAAAUUUAAAUUAAAAAUAAAUAAAUUUUAAUGCAGUUUCACAUAGCUUUCACCCUCUAGAAUGUAUUUACUGUAGAGUGGCAUUCAGCAGAAGGUUGGGUUCCAUAGAUUGUUCAUGUACAACAUUCAGGUCAGCAGUAAAAUGUCCUGAGAGAUUGAGAUAUUCUCACUGGCUUCUUAUUAUUGCCAUUUCUAACAUUAGAUUUGUAUUCAUUCAUUAUUUUGCUUAGAGACUGGUUGUGCUAGGUAGAAAGCAGCAAGAGACUGCUAACACAUUGUUCUUCCUGUUGUAGCUCAGGCCUUGAGAACAUGAAGCUUCACCAUGCUGUCAACCUUCCAGUCAAAUAUAUUUCAGCUUGUUUCUGACCAUUAAAUUUGUUCAUCCAUUCCCCACCCCACAUUAAAAACAUUGACAUUUGCAAGUGUUUGCAAAAAUGCAGAAGAGUUCAUAUUCAUCAGCAGGCUACCCCUGCAGACUUGUGCUGCUAUAUAGAGUAAAUUUGCGUAGUGAUAUUAACGCUUAUGCAGAGUUCUGCCUAAUGAGCUGUGACUCUACUGGCUAUGCUGAAAAUACUAAUUAAGAGGGGGGAAACAACUCUUUUCCUGUCAAUAUUUUCAGAGAUGCCCUCUGGCAAGUGGAACUGAAGGAAUGCUGUUUUAAGGAUCAACUAUUUCAAUUUUUCCCUAUUUGGAAACUUAGUGUGUCUCCAGAAGGUUGCUUUUUGAGUAGGCUUCAGUCACAUACUUGUGAAUUUUGAGCUUUUGCACAAAAAAUAUUUUCCCAAAAGAUAGGACUUUUGUGAAAGAAAGUGAUGGGUAGAUGCAGCAGAAAGUGUGAGAUGACACUUGUCACUGGAGAGCAGGUGAGGUUCCUGCAGACCGGAAGCAGGCAAAUGUUGUCCCGAUCUUUUUAAAAAAAGUGGGGAAAGAAGGCCCAGGAAACUACCAACCAGUGAGCUUGAUGUUGAUACCAGGGAAGGCCCUAGAACAGAUAAUGAAACAGUUGCUCUGUGAGCAAUUAGAAAAGUAUCCUGUGAUUACUAAGACCCAGUAUGUGUUUCUCAAAAACAAGUCAUGCCAGACAAACCACAUGUCUUUUUGAUGAAGUUACAAGCUUGGAGGAUCAGGGAAAUGCUGUGGACAUCUUGAUUUAAGUAAGGUUUUUGACAACCCGCCAGUGAUAUUCUUGUGAACCUGGUAAAAUGUGGGCUGGACAAGGUAACUGUUAAUUGGAUUUGUAGCUAGUUGACUGACCAAAUUCAAAGAGCGUUCACAAAUGGUUCCUUAUCAUUCUGGGGAAAAGUGACAAAUAGGGUGCUGCAGGAUUCUGUUGUAGGCACAAUAUUGUUCUUAAAAAAUACCAAAUCUAGUGUGCCAAUGUCAAUGCCAGGAUAUCUGUGACAUCAUCAUCACCAUCAUCAUCAUAAUUUAUUAUUUCUACCCCGCCCAUCUGGCUGGGCUUCCCCAGCCACUCUGGGUGGCUUCCAAAAGAAUAUUAAAAUACUGUGAUACAUCAAACAGUAAAAGCUUCCCUAAACAGGGCUGCCUUCAGAUGUCUUCUAAAAGUCUGGUAGUUGUUGUUCUCUUUGACAUCUGGUGGGAGGGCGUUCCACAGGGAGGGCGCCACUACCGAGAAGGCCCUCUGCCUGGUUCCCUGUAACUUGGCUUCUCGCAGUGAGGGAACCGCCAGAAGGCCCUCGGUGCUGGACCUCAGUGUCCGGGUAGAACGAUGGGGGUGGAGACGCUCCUUCAGGUAUACUGGGCUGAGGCCGUUUAGGGCUUUAAAGGUCAGCACCAACACUUUGAAUUGUGCUCGGAAACGUACUGGGAGCCAAUGUAGGUCUUUCAAGACUGGUGUUAUAUGGUCUCGGCGGCUGCUCCCAGUCACCAGUCUGGCUGCUGCGUUCUGGAUUAGUUGUAGUUUCCGGGUCACCUUUAAAGGUAGCCCCACGUAGAGCGCAUUGCAGUAGUCCAAGCGGGAGAUAACCAGAGCAUGCAUCAGAAAUUGUUUUCUGAAUUACCAUUGUUAAGUACGAAAUUAUCACUUCACUUUUCUUCUUUUCAUUUCCUUGGGAGCUCUCUUUUUAUAAUCCCCAUGCAACCUCGGGCCUGCAACUCAGGACAACACUUUUACGCAUCUGAAAAACUGAACUGUAGUGCCUGAAAGCUUAGGGCAUAAUAAAUUGGUUAGUCUUUAAAGGGCCAUAAUACUUCUUACAGUUUUAAAAAGAACAGUUACUAGGGGAAAAAAGAGAGACCGGGACUCUCCUAGAUAGAUAAAAGUGGUUAGCUUAAGAGGGUGAAAGCGGUAUAAGAUAAAUAAUUGCUGCUUCUGCAAUGGCAAGAGGUUGAAGCUAAGUAAAUUUUAAUUGCUGCAGAAGGUGGUCCUGUGCACUGUACACAAAUAAUAUGUUUUGCCAUGGAUGCUGUCAGUUUGGACUGAGCAUGCUCUGCAGGAGAGAAAUGCUCUCCAGUUGGUUAGUUUAUACAGACUUUUGCUUAAAACAGAAAGAAAUCAGACAUGAUGGGGAUGCAUAGAUUGGCAGGAGUUAGAAACUGGAGAGUAGCAUGAUGGGUAAAAGUGAAUAUGAAACAAUAUUAUGUUGGGUCAUGUCACUUUCAGGGUCAGUGUUCUUAGCAUUGCUUGGAAAUAGCUGCCAAGGCUUUCAAGCACAGGAACAUUUAAGCCCUCCUGGAAAUGCCAAGGAUGCAAUGUGUGUCAUUUUCUAAGCAAGGAAGAGAUUUUAUCUCGCUGGCGAAUUCUGUGAUUGGCCCCAGCCUGCAGGUGCAAGACUCGCUGGGUUGGAAGUCCUUGACUAUGGGAGGAGUUUGCAGUUGCAGGGUCCCUCUUAAAGCCUUCUCUGAUAGCUUACCUAGUGAAGAGAAGAGAAGAGAAGAGUGAGAGUCAGAUCCAGCCAAGAGCACGGACACAAUUCGUUCCCGUGCCUAAACUCUUUUGCCAUGGGGCGGUUAAUGAAAUCGGCAUGCUUACGACGACCUCUAAUCCUCAUCAUGCAGCUGACUAUCGCAUAUAUCGCUGUCACUUUCAGCACCACAACCAAGAAGGUAAAUUACUUGUGUUUUGUGUGAAUGUAUAUGUAUGUAUGCAUGUAGUUAUUAACAUGAGAGCAUACCUAAGGGUGUGUCUGAACAGGCACAGGGACACUUGGUUUCACAGUACGGCAGUCCGUACAGCAAAUACUUUUGUGGGUGUGACUCAGAAAUGGGUGAGCUUUCAUAAAUACACAUGCUUGCAUAUAUGUGUUUACCUCCUCCUCCUCCUCCUCUUCCUCCUCUUCCUUCUUCUUUCUAUAAUCACACCUUUCAUCCAAGGAGUCAAGGUGGUGUACAUGGUACUCCUACUCUCCAUUCUAUCUUCACAACAUUCCCGGAAGGUAGAGCGGACUAAGAGACAGUGAUGGGCCCGAGGUUACCCUGUGAGUUUUAUGGCUUAGCGGGGAUUUGAAUCCUGGUCUCCUAGCCCAGCACUCUAGUUACUGCACCACAAUGCAUGUGUUGAUCUCUAUGUGUGUGUUUCAAAGUUUGUGGGUGUAAAAGCAGUGAGUGUCCUCUCUGUCUGUGACUCAAUGGAGGUGAGCCCUGAAGGGGCACAGGCAGCUGAAUAUAUUGACAAGUCUCCCACCUUUGCUCCAGUCCACCCUCUACCACAAAUUAUUGUCCUCACAUGUAUUACUGCAAUAUCUGACUUGCUGAUGCUAUGGAAUCGAUAGAGAAUGACAUCUUGACCCCAUUAAAGCCAAAGGCGGUUCUGGCUUCAUUAGGGUUUGCAUUUCACUAUAAAGAAAUAAGCAACUCAAGGAUCAUAAUAGCAUCGCCCAGGAAAAGGCCAGGGUGGGGGGAGGCAGGGAGAUAUGAGGCUGAACCGUUUGUGUAGCAUCCCAUUAAUCAUCAUUUCAGAAAGCUUAUUUUUGUGGCUUCAGCCUACUGAAGACCAUUCUUCCCGACGUCUCUCAGUUUGGCAAUACAGAAUAAACUGACUGAACUUCAAACCAGAUGACAAUAUAACAAAACAAUGUGAUGAGUCUGCACCUUAUUUAUUACCAGUUAAACAUAGGCCAGAAUUAAUAGGGUUUUUUUCUGGCAGCAGCUCUUUCAUUUUUACAUAUUUACAUAGAAGAAAUAGCUGAGCUACCGUUAGUUAGAUCAUUUGUAAGCAAAACCACCUGUGUUUUAUCCCAGCAGAUAAAUUAUAUCAUCACUAAAUAUUGGAGGGAUUUUCCAUUCACAAUAAGAAUAAGCCCAAAAGUUGUGGAACUCCCUCUUUUUUGAUCUCUGAUGGUUUCGACUGUUGCAAUUCAUUCUGGGUUACAAGUUCCAAGAUUCUCCAGCUGUUCCAUUCACAACUAGCUUCAUGUCUCGGGGCUAAGCAAACUCUUCCAAUGUGCUGAUAAUUUGAUUGUGGUUGCGUGCGUGAGAUCCCUGGGCAUAGACUGCCACCACGAGGCAAUGAAAUACUUCAAACCGCUCUGCUAUGAGCCUCUGAAAAAGAUUAGGUAUAGGACAGCCAUAGGAAGGUCCCCGGGAACGAGCAAAAGUUUCCCAAAUGUUCUUGGAUCUAAGGCAUUAUAAAGUAAAAUGUUGUUUUGAAUACCAUAAAUUAAACAAUGUGUGGUUUAUGACAAAAUGUACUACAUUUUUAUGACUGUAGCAAGCCUCACGGUGAGCUCUGGGAUCUCUUAAAUUUGUUGUCAUCAGUUGUGAAGCUUGCAAAAUACACACCAGUUAUAGCUUUUGAUAUUGCUGUCUGCUCUCGUGUGCUGCGGUUGGCUAGCAAUCCCUUGCGUCUUUGCCCGCCUAAACUUUAAAUGCUCCGUGAGAGAGUUUAAGAGCAGACUUAUCUGAAUUUAGAAAAGGAUUGUAGCUCAGGGCAAAUAAUCCAUUGCAGUUUCUCACAGUUUCUCAUUUUUUCCCCCAAUCUCAAGUUCAACUUUCCACAUUUCUUUAGUUUGAACUUUACACAUUUCUUUAUACAAUUAGAGGUAUAUAGGGUGUUGGGGGAGAGGUAGUACCCCUGGUGGGGGACACAUAUUGCUCCUUCUGGGUUAGUUUGUACACCUUUGGCCCCCACCCUACAUUCAGCUUUCACCUGUGGCUCCGAGAAGCUGCCAGUAUGUGACAGCAGCCACACCCCGGGAAACAGCUUUGACUGGCUGGUAGCUGAUGGGUCUCAAACCCUCAGUGACUAGCCCCUGCAUACAAAGACAGGGUCUGGCGGAAUGAGCGGAUGAGGCCAAUAGUGGGUCAAAUGGUCAAGAAGGCAGUCCAAGUUCCAGGGUGUUCGACAACCAGGGUACGACUGUACCAAAAAAUAAAUAUAUUUUAAAAAAUCCCUCCAUACUGAAAGCUGGGUGUCAGGCAAAGCGUUCUGCCGUAGCUGGUUUUCUAUGUGCAUAGAUUUAUUUAUACAGUGGUACCUCUGGUUAUGUACUUAAUUCAUUUUGGAGGUCCGUUCUUAACCUGAAACUGAGGGGGAGAACAAGAAAAAAAAUUCUCCCCCUCUCUGCACAGCUCCUUCAGAGAAGUUCCAUUUCUCCUCCCGCUUCACUGAAGGGGCGCUGCACAGAGAGGGAAAGCUGUGCAGCGCCUCUCCAGUGAAGCGAAGCCAGGAGAGCGAGAGGGGUUGGUGCGCAACAAUCCCUCUCGCUCUUCUGGCUUCAGCGAAGCAACCUGAAGCCUGGAGAGCGAGAGGGGUCGGUGUGCACCGACCCCUCUCACUCUCCAGGCUUCAGCGAAAGCAACAUGAAGCCUCUGGAGCGUGGAGAGAGCGCUCCCUCUGCGCUUCGGAGGCUUCGCGUUGCUAUCGCUGAAGCCAAAGAGCCUGCAUUCGCUCCAUAAGACGCACACACAUUUCCCCUUAAUUUUUGGAGGGGAAAAAGUGUCUUAUAGAGUGAAAAAUAUGGUAAAUACAAAGCAAUGUAAAAGGAAUUGGCAGCCAUAAAAUAAGUUAGAUUAACAAGCAAAUGAAAGCUUUUGCUUGGUGCUAAAAUUAUAUCAAAACAGGCAUUCCUGGUCAGAGCAUUUUACAGCCAGGGUAUCGCCACCGAGGUCCUUUCUUCAGUUGCUAUCCACCAUAUAUUCAGUGAUGUUGGCCCUCAAAGAAAAGACUCUAAAAUAUUUUAGGAAGGGCCAUAGCUCAGGGGUAGAGUAUCCAUUUUCCAUGCAGAAUACCCCAGUUUCAAACCCCAGGAUCUCCAUGUAGGACUGGGAGAGACCUGAAUUUGAAGCCCUGGAGUGCAGCUGCCGAUCAGUGUAGAUGGGCCAAUGGUCUGACUCAGUAUAAGGCAGCAGCCUCUGUUCUUCCUCACAGGUUUGGCUUAUGGGGGAAGUCUUCAUCUGUUCAGUGAUUGAAGCCACACACUUGGUCCCCAUGCAGCCUGAAACCAUCUAAUUUGAUGUCUGCUGCCCUCUACCUCCUCUUCUUAGAAGGAAGAAGCUGGUUAAUCCUUGUCCAAAAAUACAGGAUGUCAAAAGCCAUAUUCCUCCCAAGGUUGAGUUGUUCAAUGUUGAAAUAACACAUACAUCUGUCACAGAGCCCUAGGAGUAGAGAGAUAAUACAGAGGAAAUCCAGUUGUCUUGUUUAAAGCUUCUAAUAAAAUGAUACCUUUUAUUUAAAUACUGCAUUAUGUAGUUAUGCGCUCUCUCUCUCUCUCUCUCUCUCUCUCUCUCUCUCUGCCUGCAGGCUCAUUCCAGAUGCACUAAAAUGAUCAGAUUUAUUUCCAUAGCUGGUACUAACUUUUAUUUGCCCAUUUGUAAGUGGGGAGGUGGUAGCAUCCCUUAGGGUUCUGUGGAAGGCUUCUCUCUCAUCAAGAAAAUGCAGGGUGCUUUGCUAUUUACGAGAUCCUUUAUGGCUGAUAAAUUUAUGUGGAAUAGUCCAUAAAUACUUCCGGUGUGUGGGGGGGAGCGGGGAGAGGCAGUAACAUCAUUUACUGUUUCCGAAAGAACGCACAUCUUUCCUCUUUUUAGUGAGCGUCAGCCAAGUGAAUUAUAGUUCUGAUUUCAGGGAGAGUUGUGACAGCACAGAAAGACCAUCAGAGGAUUUGUUAUAAUCCAGUUCAGUACGACCCCAUCAGCACUAUGCAUUUAAAUGAGCAUUAUAUCCAUUUAAACAGUCAUGGAUGCCUCCUCAAGAAUUCUGGGGAACUGUAGUUUGAUAAGAGGUGCUGAGGGCUGUUAGGAGACUCCCUGUUCCCCUCACAGAGCUACAAUUCACAGAGUGGAAUGCUUCUUCACAAGCUCUGUGAGGGGAAAAGAGCUCUCCUAACAUCUUUCAGCCUGCUUAACAAACACAACUUCCCAGAAUUCUUUGAGAAUGUUAAUUUAAAAAUCUUUUUCAUCUCAUCAUAAACGAGGUUCCAGAACUCUCUAAUUUCUACCUCUACUAGUCAGGCAGUGCACUUCUAUUCAUGUUUUGGGCUUACUCUAAAGUAAGCCUGUUUAGAAUUGCAGUUACAAACUGUAUAAUAAAAACUAUGGUUGCCAGGUCAUCUUGAGAUUUAGAUGUGUGAGGUGGAGCCGAUGACUGAGAGGGUAAACCCUGACUAUGCUUGGAGGCUCAGGAGGGUGUAGCUCAAUAUACUGGAGAAACAGAGCUGGAAACAAAAGCUUUCAAAUCAAGCAGUUUUGUCUCCUUACCCUGAAAUUUUAGCUCAUUGAGAAAAUAGCUUAAAAUUCAGGUCAAAGACUUCCCAAUAACUUGAAUAAAGACACCCCCCCCAUGAAUUCUCCCAUUCCCCAUGGUAGUCUUAUCUGUGAAUGUGUGAUAGAAUCAAAUCACUUUAAGCUUGUAAAUACGUUGAGCAACAUUCAUUCUUAGGCUGCUCCUAGCUUGUAAGUUUAUGCAGACUUAUGCAACUGUAAUGUGAAGGGGAAAGAAACAGCAAAAGAAGUUCUGUGUCAUCCUUAUAUUUGUUUUGGAAUAAGCCUUAACCACAUCCACAUGGAAGGCUGUCUGCAUUGUUGACCUCUGGGACUCAGAGGCUCAAAGCGAUGAGAGAACCCAGACAAGCUGUAUUCUCACCAUGACUUUGCAUUGUAAUUCUGGCAAAGGGAUGCAAGUAUGAUAUAUAGUCUCUUUUUCGGCUGGUCAAAUGUGAGUGUGCUUGAAUGAUUAUUGUUUUGGAUUCCAAAACUAAGGUCACAAGCAAGUUGAACCCAACAACACUCCUAUUGAAAUGCAUUCACUAUUAAAAGUUAUAAAAGGAAGCUGGAAAGCAUUAAUGCCAGAGAUAAGAUUCGGAAUUCUGAACUAUUUCCAGUGUAGAGUUGGGAUAUUUUCUUCCUACGCAGUGAUUAAAAGGAUGUUGAUGUUUUGGUAUCUAAACUCCUAAAGCUUUGAACACAUUAGCGACUUAAAACGCAGCAGGGCCAUUUCACUCAUUAUGUUUCAAGCCACAUUUGCAAACUGCUGUUCACACCAUGGGGGGGGGUGUCUUCGCCCGAUCCAUAUUACCUUUUUGGUGUCCCCCCCCACUCUCAACUGCACAUGUGCUAUCAUCUGUGCAUGCACAAUGGCUGUCUCAUAGGUACACACCUCAGCUGAAAUGCAAAGCAGUGGGAGAUGGUUUGGGAGGAAAUCUGAUGGAAGGUAGGGUUUUUUUGGGGGAGAGGCUCACCAAACAGCAGCAUUUCUCAAGAAACUGCAAGAUUGAUGUGGGUUGUGGCCAACAUCAUGUGUUCAUAGCUUCAAACACCAGUGGUAGGAACGCAUUGGAGCCAGAUUAAAUGGUAAUGUAUACACAACCUUAAUAUCUGUGUUCACGUUGGUCUGUGACAACACUCAGGUCAUUAUUCUAGUAUGGCAUGUUCCACAGCUUGGAAUAUCUACAGGGUUCUGCUAUCAAUCUUUAUGAUUCCCGCUGAAAAAUUGUAAUCUGCAAAUGCAAAUAAUUUGCCCCAGGGCAUACAGGAAUGACUCCUGCCCUUUGAGCCACCUCACAGCUCUGCCUUUGCCUCACAGCAGGAUUUUGGUUUUGGAUGCAAACACCACUGAACACAUUGAAAUGUACUUCUGAGUAAACGUGUAUAAGAUUGGGUUUUGAUUCUGUUGAAUCAACUUGUUCAAGACCAUUUUCCAGGUUUCUUCUAGAAUCUUCCAACAGGCUCAUCCAUACUUUGCGUGUCCCUUGAUUUCUAGGCACAGGCCUGAGAGCUUUUUCUUUUGCCCUGUCUCUUUCCCUGGGAAAACCCGCUGUCUACUGCUGAAUCGGAACAAAUGUCAAUCUGCAGAAAACCCAAUUGAUGUUUGUUUUGAUUCAGCGGUAAACAGCGGGUUUUCCUGGGGAAAGCGGCAGGGCAGAAGAAAAACCUCUGAUAAUCAUGCCCAGAAAUCACAGGACACAGCGGAAAUGUGGAUGACCCUAAAUAUUUCAGCAAAAUUUCAAGCAGGUCAAACGUUUGAAACCUGGGAGCCAUUUGCCUGAUUUAUAAUACUGUGAAACCAAUUUGCUUAUGUGUGUUUUGCCUUUAAAGGAGCUCUCUGAAGAUCCUCACUUGGUUGUCAAUGGAAUCAGUUCCCACGACUUGCACCAAGGGAAGCUGGGAAACUGCUGGUUUGUGGCAGCCUGCUCUUGCCUGGCCCUUCGGCAGAACCUCUGGCAAAAGGUACUGUGCUACUGAGCAACAGACGAGGAUUCCCAGGGCUCUAAAGCGAUGGGUGUCAAGGACGCUAAAGCCAGCUACUCUGGGAAUACUUUCGCUUUUAGACAGUAAUAACAAUAAAUCAUAUGUGGUUUAGGAUCCCAAGUCCUUUUGAUCUUGGAAGAGAAACAACUGGUGUUUCUUUCCAUGAGUGAUUUUUUAAUGAGCACAUCUGGAUGGGGAGGCAGGGUCAAAUGCAGCCCUCCAGGGUCAAAUGCAGCCCUCUUCCGUUCAGAACUUUCCCCAAGCCCACAGUCCUCACAGACUUGGCUUCAUCCACCGAUUGAGUGUUUUUGAUUGGAUGGAACUAUGAUUGUGGCCCCUGGAAGAUCACCAAGAAUGCAAAGCAGCCCUUCAUCUGAAAAAAAAGUUCUUCAUCCUUUGGCUGACCAAUUUACUCUGAAUGAAUAAUUUUGUAAAACCAUCCAUUUCCCUAACAGGGCAAAUAGGAUCUGAGGAGAGGUGAUUCGUAUCAGGAAGAAGGUGUGGGAGGAAAGGCUUAGCCUCUUCUCUUAGCUCUGCAGUCCCAAACCAAUCCCUUCUACCUUGUACAGUGGUACCUCUAGUUACAAACUUAAUUCAUUCCGGAGGCCCGUUCUUAACCUGAAACUGUUCUUAACUAGAGGCGUGCUUUUGCUAAUGGGGCCUCUUGCUGCUAUUGUGCCACUGGCACACUAUUUCUGUUCUCAUCCUGGGGCAAAGUUCUCAACUUGAGGUAACUCUUCCAGGUUAGCAGAGUUUGUAACCUGAGGCAUUUGUAACUCGAGGUACCACUGUAUCCUCUUUUGAAACUAAUUGAAAUAUAGAUGCAAGAUUAUAUAUAUAUAUAUAUAUAUAUAUAUAUAUAUAUAUAUAUAUGGAUCUCCAGCAUCUUUACCCACGAAAACUAGCAUGACUUGCUGCAAACCAUUGGCGUGUCUGUUCUUCUACAUUCUGUCCCUGUUGAAGGUGCAGCGCUCCAGUUUUAGAAAUCUGGCAGGGGGCACAGAGUGGAGGCAAGACCAUAUCUAUGGUGGUUGUUUCAGGCUUCAAAUACAUGGGCUUAGUUACAGUUAGGGAAAGAGUGACAAGCAGGAAGAUCAGGGUCUGCUGGAAAAAUAUCUGGGUGAUUUCCAGGAGAUUGGUAAGGAAAAGCUAGUAGCCUUUUUUCUAGGGCUAUAAGAAUGAUCUUAACUAAGAAGGAAUUUAAAUUGUUUCCUUGUCAUGGAAGUCUCCCCCUCCCCAAUUACAAAUUAUUUUUUACAAAUCCAUGUUUUUUGGGGUCUGAUUAUUUUUUUAAUGGAUCCAUUUUAUCAGUUAAUCGAGAAAUGUUUCCUGCCUCAAUGCUUUGAGUAAUUCUGUUUCUUUGGACACUUUAGGUGGUUCCAGAUGUUGAGGAACAGGACUGGGUUUCAGAUAAGCCAGAUCAAAAUGUGGGGAUAUUUCACUUCUGCUUCUGGCGUUUUGGAGAAUGGAUUGAUGUGGUCAUAGAUGACCGCUUGCCAACUGUAGACAAUGAGCUGAUCUAUUGCCAUUCUAACGACCGCAAUGAAUUCUGGAGCGCCCUUCUGGAGAAGGCCUACGCAAAGUACGUGAUUGCUUUGACUUGGCACAAUUUCUGUUCUUUCAACAAAAUGAAAACUGCCUCGUAAUGUUGUUACAAAAUGUUACAAUGUUACCAAAACCAAGUGGUUUUAACAAAUUGCCUAUGAUGAUCUUGGGGCCCCUUCCUACCUCAUGCCUUACAUAGAAUACACAAAUUAUCUAAGAGUGAUCGGGGGUCUGCAGUAGAAAGACUAAAUUAAAAAGAGCUGAUUUUCACUUUCCCUGCAGUGCAUAGAAUACACAUGUAGCAUGGUCAGAUUGGGAGGGUUUCCUAUGAGAAAUUUCAUGGAGACAGAAGUACUAUAAGGGACUUCCUCAACAGUCCAGAUAAAGUUGGCAAGGUAUCCAUACCCAGUGCUAUUUUUCUAGAAAACGAGGUGCCAGAACUCACCAUGAACCCAUGUUCUCUUAUAAUGACAAUAGUGCCUACUUGAGAGGUGCCAGACCUGAGUUCUGGCAAGUUCUGGAUGAAAAGAACACCCUGUCUAUACCUGUAGGUAAUGCAUAGCUCUCCCUUGACAGCACAAUUCUACUCUAGUUCAAAUUUAAUGGGGCUUAUCUGCAGGAGAGUGCAGGAGAGUGGGCAGGAAAUGGCUAGGAGGACAAAACUAAAAGGUGUAUUCCUUUCAUUCUCCCACUCUGAGCUAAGGAUGGUGAGAUCUAGGUCUCUGGGUAAACAAAUUAUAGGAAACAGCAGUUUUUGUAGGGGGCUAAGACUAGCUAGCGAGAUGGCAAGGCAGAGAAUUGAGUUUUAGCUUGACCAACUUACAUCAUUCUGGAGUUCUGGCUGCCUUUCUCUGGAGAUCUGAUGUGGGGUAGUGGAUUUCCCCAUAGGUUGGAGUAUUUAAGCUGUGCCUGCUCCACCUUUGCCCAACCCGUGCAUUUUUAAAUAAACCCAAAUAUUACAAAAUACCAACAAGUGUCUAGUGAUCUCCUAACAAAGGAAAUGAAACCUAGGUAAGCACGAUGCCUCUAGAGGGGAGGGAGGCAGCCCAUUGGGAGCAGCGAAACCUUCUUCAUAUAUUUGGGUGUGUCCUCAAUGUGCAUUGUGUUACCACUAGGAUGGCCGGGUCUUAUGAAGCCCUGGAUGGUGGCAACACCGCAGAGGCCAUCGUUGACUUCACAGGAGCAGUUGCAGAAUCCAUUGACAUGAUUGAUGGCCACUACAGCCAUGAUAUCAUCGAGCGGGCGAAACUCUUUGAAGACUUGCUGAAGGUGCAAAGAAGAGAAGGAUUAAUCAGCUGUUACAUCAUGGUAAUUUUAUAUUACUAAGAGAAGGAGCAUUUUAAAAAAUUAUAAUAUAGUUGCUUGUCACCCAGAAAGUCUCCUAGAGGCCUACACUGAAAAUAUAUCUACCAUUCAAAUGUGGAGGAGGAUUCAAAUGGUGCAUAAAAAUUCCAUACAGCAUGGUGGGGGAAACAAAAAACAAGCAAAACACCAGUCCCCACCCCAUAAGAAUAAUAAGAAAUAACAUUAGUAAACAAUAAAUGAAACAAUACUCCAACCCACUAACUAACAAAUUAUAAGAGUGAUAGGGGGUCUGCAGUAGGAAGACUGAACUAAAAAGAGCUGAUUUUCACUUUCCCUGCAGUGCAGUCCCAGGAGCCUGAGUUGUGUGUGUCGGUGUAUGUGUGCACGCACGCUCCAUACUGACAUCUUCAGUGGGAGAAUGACAAAGCGUAAGAGAUGUCUGGAGCUGUGCAUGGAGUGAGAGUUCACCCGUAGUUCCCUUGAAGGCACACUGGAUUGUCGGAAGACAAAUCUGUGUGGAAAGAGCUCCCUGGGGAUAGAAGCUGUGAAAACCAAAUCUGCAACCUAAUCUGUCCCUUGCCAUGCUCUUGACUCUUCACAGAAAUGUGAGGUUCCACCCGCUUUGGAAUAGGGUGAGGGAUGAAUAAUUCCUGGAUCAGACAUAGAUGAAUAAAGCAGAGUUUUCCAGCUUCCAGUCCAAGCUUCUACCGCCUUCCCAGUUUGUUUGGUUGCUUAUUUCUCAUAGUCACAAUCAAUUUUCCAAACACUCAUUUACAGCGGACAAAUUGUCAUUUGGUGCUGAUUACAAAUUCCAGGAGAGCAGUUGUGUUGCAUUUUUUUUAUUUGCUUGCUUGCUUGCUUACUUGCAUGCAAAUAAAUAAAAUGCAGCAGAACUACUCUCCGGGAAUUUGUAAUCACCACUCAUUGGUGAUUAUUUGCUUGCGUACUUAACCUACAAGCAGUUCUAAACUGCUUAAUAGUUUAAAAUACAACAUAAAAACCUAUAAAAUGGUAUUAUACAACAGACAAAGCCCUGGAAAAUGGCAAAGAAUCACAUGGCGUUUCUUGGUGUCUUAGUUUUACGAAACUGCCUUUAUUAUACCAUUCAUAGGCCACUUACUUGUGUACAUUCAGUGAAGGUAUAUGUAUAUACAUACAUACGUGUUUAACAGUGCAUGAUAUAAGGGGAAGGGCCAUAGCUCAGUGGUAGAGCAUAUGCUUUGCAUGCAGAAGGUCCCAGGUUCAAUCCUUAGCAUCUCCAUGUAGAAUUGGAGCAAACCCUGCCCUAAGUCCUGGAGAACCACUGACAGUCAGUGCAGAGACCUAGAUGGCCCAAUGGUCUGACUCCUUGGAAGGGAACUUCCUAUAUACCUAUUAGACACAAUAAUGCUUUCAUUCUGUUGGCAUCAAGAUGACAAAUUUCUGGGUAGAAGCAACCUUGCAUGCCUCCCUUGCGUGGAACUAUAGUGGAAUAUAGCACAUGUUUAGCACUCUUUCCAAUAUUUGCAGACAGUUUUUUCCCCUGGAAGCAAAUAUGAAAACAAGCAUUAAGCAUGCUCUAUAUUCCAGCUCCAAUGAAAUAAACUGCCAUGCAAAUGCAGCCUCAGUCAGACAUUGGCCAUCAAACUCAAUUUGGUCUACACAGGCUAGCAGCUGCAUGCAGAGGAGUAGGGAAACCCAUACAGGGCUAAAAGAAGCCCUGGACCCAGGGGCUUAUGUGAACAUGAUGUUCAUUUGUAGAAUGGCUAUCUUACCGAGGACUCUGUAACAAGCAGCACCCCAGUCUUUUGAUAGACUGAACAAAAUACAUUGUUCAUAGCAGCUCACUGGAACACAGGAAGGAGGCCAUUGUUCCAACUAGCCCAGUGUUUUCUGCAUAGACUGGCAGCAGCUGUCUUGCGGUUUCGGACAGUGGACAUUCUCCCACUCCCCAUUGAGAUGUUACAAAUGCAACCUGGGGCCCUCCACGUGCAGAGCAGGCACUGAGCUCGAGGUCUUUCUUUGUCUCUUCUUAUCUUGUAUGAAGACAUUCCAUUUGGCUUGCAUUAAGAGUAAAUAGCGGAUGUGGCUAAGAAAAGCAUAUGGUGCUCUUCAUUUAUCUAGCCAACUGGUUUCAGACACUCAAGGCUAUGGUUUUCUCUUGACCUGUGGUAAAAAUACACAUGGCAUGGAAAAUUAAAAGCUGUGUAGGCUUCUCCAUGUGAAAGUCCAUCAACAUUCCCAAGUUUGACUCAGGUUUUGGAAAAAAGCAAAAAUUGCCGACAGUGAUGUGAAUAUCAAGAAGCAUACAAACAGGAGCUGAUUGGUUGUGUGAUGGACGGUUUUCUUCAAUUGCACCAGUUGUGCCUCUGAAAAUUGCUCCAUGGGGACAAGAACAAUAUCAAUUCAACAUCAAGCUUAAAUGAGCUUCCCUCACAACUUAGCUUCUAGCAAAGGUGGAUGUGUUUGCAAACGCAAUUAUGUGUUUCCACACAGAGAGUUUUUAAUUAAUGUGUAGCUUUAUAACUCAAAAUAAAAAGAUGAUGCUACAUGUUUUGGUUUUAUCAGGUGACUGAGAGAUCCUGCGUUUGGAUACAGAAAGCAUUGGUGUACUAAGAAUUGCUUUUCGUAAUAAAAUAAAAUUUGAAAAGGAAGCGGGUUACAAUUCAGGUUGGCAAGUCACCACCAAGAUUAAUGGAAAUCUUUUUCAGUCUUUGCAGCUUUAACAAGAAGGAAUAGAGCUAUAACUCCUUAUGCUGUCAUGGAAACGCAUGCUGUGUUGUUUGUGAAGAAUACAAGUGAAUAAUUGUUAGGACUGGUGAGAAGCCCAUGGGAAAUGCCAGUGGAUCUCAGUAUAACUUAUGAAGUGAUUCUCUGUGAACUGCAGUUAUGGUCAGACAUGGUGGAUUUGGUGUUAGUUAACACUGAUCGUGACUUUUAGAAAACCGUUCACUGAUUUGUGUUUUUAUUAUUAUUCCCUCACUCACCCACCCCACCCCCAGCUUUAGAAUGUUUUGCUUUAGUUGCUGUUAUUAUUGGUGGCAGCAGUGUGUAUAGGAACAGGCAGUCCGGAACAUGGACAAGUAAGUAAGAGGAAAGAAGCCUAGAAGCAGAGGUGUGUGGUCAAUAAGGACUAGAAAAUUCAGUAGAUAAUUAAUGCUCUCCAAAGCUGGGGUGUGUAAAUCCUGGCAAUGAAUCUCAAUGAACUGAGAUGCUAAGACAACAGUUCCAAACUAUCCAAAGUUAUACUGUGCUAGAGAGGCAAUACACAACAUGUUAGAGCAUGUGUGUUUUUUUUCAAAAGCAGGUAUGUUUUGGGAAGGGGUGAGAGUCCUGCACGGUGCUUUGAAGCACUGCUGGCCCAGCAGGCUUGAAGUCAGUGCUGAUCAGCAGUGACCUCCAGCCAGUUUUCUGUAGCGAUGGGCUGAGUGAUAAAGUUCCUUAUGGGGAGCUUGGUCGAGCAGCUGAGCCAGCUAUGUCUCUACCUGCCCCACCCCUGAUGCCACAUAUAAAGUCAGAUUUGGGGCAGGUGGGCAUUGGGAGCCAAAUUGGCCCGUGAGUCAGAGGUUCACCACCCUUGCUUUCGAGGAUCAUAGGACCUUGUGUUAAAGUCAGAACAAUACUGGGGUCAGGGGGGCAAAACUGAUGAAGGGACCCAGAGGUUUACUUAAGAAGAAGGAAAUACUAGAUUCUGUGUUCCUCAAAGACUUUUGAAAUCCCUGCAUUAAUUCAUGUUUUUCUUACACCGCAGCCUUCGUCCUCUGAUGAAUUUGAGGGACAGACUGAAAUGGGUUUGGUCAAAGGCCAUGCCUACUCGGUGACAGAAAUCCUGAAGAUGCCCCUGGAAGAGAAGCGCGUGCCAUGGCAAAAGACUAAGAAACUCUUCAUGAUCAGGUUGAGGAACCCCUGGGGAAAGAGCGAGUGGAACGGUCCAUGGAGCGAUUCGUAAGCAAAGCAUGCUUUGAUAUUUAGGAUAUGCUUGUCACUUUUUGAGAGAGGUGCAGACGCUAAAAGAAACACUCUCAAGUGUGGAAACAUUUCCAAGGGACACAUGAAGACAGUGGCAACAUGGUGGUGGCUGGCUCCAUUUAGAGCGGGGAUUCCCAAACUUGGGUCUCCAGCUGUUUUUGGAUUACAACUCCCAUCAUCCCUAGCUAGUGGGACCAGUGGGUUUUGUCUUGUUUUCUAACUCAUGUUAAUGCAGAAGCAGAAGGAAAUAAUUUGGGCAAAUAUAUGUAUUUUCAGUCUGUGUUCCUUACAAAUUAUUUCCUUCUGCUUCUGCAGAAUCAUCAUUAGCCUGGAGAUAGAAAACUAGGGCACCCAGGAAAAUGGUUGUAAAAUAGUCUUCUCCCUGAUAUGCUAGUUUUGUAGGUUUCUUGUUUUAUAGGGAAGACCAUCAUGGGAUCCCCCACUUGUGCCCAAAAUGAUGUAUACACAUGCAAACACAGACACAAGUGGGCUCUUCCACACUUCCUCUCAUCUUGCCACUUUUCUCCUGGGAAACCUACUCUUACUGCUGAAUCAGAGCAAACAUCAAUCAGAUUGCCUAUGGAUUGAUGUUUGCUUUGAUUCAGCUGUAAAGAGGGUUUUUUCCAGGGAAGUUAACCCAAAAUUCAUUCAUUCACUCAUUCGUACAUGAUUCUCCCCCUCCCUAUUUUAUCUUCACACCCAGUGAGCUUUAUGGCUGAGGGGGGACUUGGUCUUCCAGGUCCUAUUCAGGCACUUUAACCACUAUGUCAUUCUACCUCAUUUUUUAGGAAACAAUUUUACAUGCAGCCCCUGAAAAUAGACCAAUGAACCUGACAGACAAUGAACCUGAUAAGCCCUGCCUGGAGAUGCUGGGGACUAAACUUAGAUCCUUCUUCAUGCUAAGCAGAUGCUCUACCACUCAGCUUAUGGCUCUUCCCUUUAAAUAUAUGUUUAUACAAAUGAAAGAGCUAUUUGAUUUAACAUUUUUCCUCCCCUUCAGAUCAGAGGAGUGGAAAAAGGUGAGCCAAGCAGAACGGAAGAAAUUAAGACUCACUAUUGAAAACGACGGAGAGUUCUGGUGAGCAAUGGUCUCAUUAAGGCAGCAUUAAGAUAUUUAUAUGUCAAGACAACCGAAAGGCCCAUAACAUUUCAUAGGCAGGAAGAGGGAAAUUAGGGUAAAGGCACUGCUCCAGCCUCCAGCACCACCACUUUCCCAUUUCAUCCAGCCUCAGCUCCAGGUUUUGGAGGGCCUUGGCAAGAUACUGCUCAUCAGUGAGUCUACUUACUCAAUGCAGUGGGUCCUGGUGGCUCUUUUAGGAGGUCCUCUGAAUGGUUGGGAGCCCUUGGUGUAUGCUCAGCCAUGCCAAACUUUGAUGCUAGUCCUGACUUCUGCCCAUCUCUCUACCCUCCAUCUCUGCUAUCCAACCCACUCCUUGAAGAUAUCCCUCUUUUUCUCUCCUCUCACCCCUGCAGUAUUCUCCUGUCUAGCCCAACCAAGCACCUUUCUGCCAUUCAGUCGCUCUAGCAAACAACUUCUGUCUCUAUGGCUGCAUUUACUUGGCAGUUUAUUCCACUUCCCUGUGAAUUUCCACAUUAUGGUUGAGCUUAGAUGGGGUUUUUUUAAUGUAAGAGAGGGUAUAUUAAUUGCAAUUUACCCCUCCAGAUACCCACAUUUGUGGGUUGAACAUAUACUGCACAGAGUUUAAAGUCCUAUCCUUAGCAGAAAAAUGGAGAGCAUAUAGGAUUAGGCUGUGCCUUUUUUUAAUUAAGCCCAGCUGCAAAGUAAGCUGGCUCCCCAUUUCUUACUCCACUUAACAGAAAAUAAGACAACAGACUGAGAAGUCAGUUUAAAAUAUGAUUUACUUACUCUUAGUCUUAGUCUUCAUUCUCAACAGCAGUAAACUGAAUGAAAUACUUCCAUUUACAGUAUUAGCAGCCUCAGGCAUGUGCCUGAGAAUGGAAUAGUUAGAUACAGUGGUACCUCAGGUUAAGUACUUAAUUCGUUCCAGAGGUCCGUACUUAACCUGAAACUGUUCUUAACCUGAAGCACCACUUUAGCUAAUGGGGCCUCCUGCUGCUGCUGUGCCGCUGGAGCAUGAUUUCUGUUCUCAUCCUGAAGCAAAGUUCUUAACCUGAAGCACUAUUUUUGAGUUAGCGGAUUACGUAACCUGAAGCGUAUGUAACCUGAAGCGUAUGUAACCCAAGGUACCACUGUAUAUGUCUGCUCCCAUUGCUGGUCAAAGAGAAAGAGAGAGAGGGAACAGUAAAUACUUCCUCAAUUGUAACCACUCAAGAGAGGAGAAAAUGACAUCACACAGAGCCCUCGCUACCAAAUUACAUUUCUAUGGUCUGAGUCUCUGCCUAUCAGCAGUUCAGCUCUGUGGUCUUAACUCCAUCUCUUGCUGACUUGCAAGAAUAGGUGUUGUUAGAUCUGGCUGCUAAUUUCCCACAUUUAUACAAUGUAAAAGCUGCUUGCAGAAAACUAAUGGAAGGAUAGUGCAUGUUUUAUGCUCAUUUCUGUGUCAUUUGAUUCCGGCAAAAUUGCAGCCUCCUUAGCCCCCAAAAUCGCAGGAGGGAAGUGAUAAAGUUUGCAGUGGCAUCAUACCAGCAUACAGUUUUUCCCUGCUGUUAUCCUGAGGGAAUCAUGGGGGAACGGAAGGAUGCAUGUGCAGAAAGGGUGGGAGUGUAGCAAGGUACAAUUGUCAUUCUUUGUUGUGCCACACUACGCCCACUGGGAUGAAUGAAAUUUAGCAUGACAUGCUGGUAUAUCAGUCCAAAAACCACAGUUCCAUAACACCACAGGUGAAAGGAGCAUCAGAAAAAUGGGACAGAAGUGCAAGCAUUAUUGUAACCUGUAAAACUAGUGCGGUAUUCCCCAUGCCUGUGUCUGUAGCUAUGCCCCACCUUUUAGUGUGGGCUUAAGUCAGAGAGAUAGCAGCAGAAGGGAAAGUGCUGUUUCUACCAAUUAGAUACAUGCUUGUGUAGUAGGUGAGUUUGCGGGUCUGGUUGUUUCUGUUGUAUUUCACAUCUGCUAAAUUACCUAAAUAAUAAUUGUUCUGUUUUUAAAUAUAUUGACUAAAUGAGAUGUCCCGAGCAUUGAACAUCCCACAUUUUUCUUACUUGUUUCUUUUCUUUUUCUGGAAAGCCAUGGAGUGAUGCAGGGUAGGGAUUUGAAGUGCACCACAGUGUGUGUGUGUGUCUGUCUGUGUUGUGCAUUUCAAAUCCUUUCCUUGCUCAUGUCCUAUGCCACAAUCCUGCGACUCUCUAGGCCAGUGGCUCCCAGUUAGCUAAGUACUGUGGACCCUCUGUUUUUCAAAAGCCAAGCCAUGGAGCCCCUACUUUUGAAAACAUGGAUAUUUCUGUUAUAGUUUCAUUAUGUGAAUGGUGCCACCAUACCCUCCAGAAUGUCCCAGUGCAAAACUAGGAUGUUCAUCUUCUGGGCUGCACUCCCAUGCAAGUCAUGUGACCUGUGCAAGAGCACGGUGCCCCAAAACAUAUGUGUUAUCUGUCCACAGGAAAUUCAACUGUAUUUUUUUCUACUCUCUGAGUUAGGAUGUCGUUUGAAGACUGGUGCAAAAACUUCACCGAUGUUGAUGUCUGCCGGAUUGUGAACACGUCCUUUUUUAGUAUACAUAAGACCUGGGAAAAGAAAAUGAUUCGUGGAGAGUGGAAAAAGAAUCGAGACCCAAUGUUAAACCGCGCUGGGGGGUGCUUAAAUAACCCAGCCACCUUCUUCCAAAACCCACAGGUUGGAGCACAGUUAUACUUGCUUUUCCCCCCUCCUUCACCAGUGUUAAACUUAUAUGGAAAUAAUUACGCAGCAAAGCAAAGUUGAGACGACAGUUUUCCUGCCAUGCCUUUCAGCUUCAGAUUUAAGGGCAGGAAGAAGAUACUGCUCCCAAAACUGCUUUAUGUUUUUGCAUCACAGCCAGUUUGCCAGUACUGGGUGGAAGUACUAGUCCAGUGGUUUUCAACAAGCGUGCUGUGGCACGCUGGGGGGCCUUGAAUGAUGGUCUGGGGUUCCGCAGGUAACACUGGCCUCUGUCCUUCUUUCUUUCCCUCUCUCCUCUAAUGCCCUCUUGUGUCUCUGUCUCCCAAAGGCUUGCACAUCUGUUUGUUUGCAGCUGCCUUGCUGCUGCCACUGCUGCCUCCCAAGUUAAGGUGCUGACCUCAUGUUCACCUUUGGCCAGUUUCCAUUGGUCCACUAAGGCUGGGGGCAUCCUCUGCCCAGGCUCCUGUGAGGCAGCAUGAGGAGGUACCUCUCUUUGGGGCAGGAGGGGCAGCUCAGAGACCAGGGGUGGAAGCAGUGGCUGCCCGGAGGACUCCCAAGGAGAGGAGAGGAUGCUGAGGGAACACUCCCCAAGGGAGGAGGGUGUUUGAAAAAGGGUGAGAGGCUGCCAGCUCUGCAGCCAAGAGGUGACAUGACUGGGCUCCUGAUCCCCACAGGGGUGCCGCAGAAAGAAUGUAGUUGGUCAAGGGAGCCGUGGACUCAUAAAGGUUGAAAACCUCUGUACUAGUCUAAUUCUGAUUUAGAUAGCUUUAUCCUGUGGUUACCCAUAAAUCUAGUUUGUUCCAUUUCUAUAUCAUCAUCUUCAAGAUCUUCAUCAUUCUAUUCUAUUCUGAUCUGCUGUGUUCUGUUCUAUAUUAGAGGCAUUCGGAAUGUUAUUUGUGAAGGUCAAGUCUGCUCCCUACAUGCAGCCUAUAUCCUGCAAAAACUGAGGGCACAGAUCACUGGUGUUUGCCCCUUGAACAUGUGAAGGUGAAGGGCAGGGCAUAUGGGCACAAUUCUAAUCCCAACCCAAUGCAGUUUGAGGGGGAAAGUGUACAGGACUAAAAAGGAGCUCUGAAUUUAACCCAGGAGGAUAUGACCGGUCUUGUGAGCAUGAUAAUUCCCAUAAUGUUCAUUUGUUUGUGGAGUGACUGCCAUGCAUAGGACUUUGGAAGGGGCAGCACCCCAAUCCUGUGAUAAUCCAUUGUUAACAACUCAGCUACAGGCAUUGUUUACAGCAGCAGCUGCUCAGCUACUGAGCCACAGCUCUCCCCUCACCCUGUGCUCCUCUUCCUUCUCUUUAAGUAUGUCUUUGAUGUCAAGAAGUCACAGGACAAAGUGAUGAUCUGCCUGCAGCAAAAGGACAAGCGCAUUUACAAAAGAGAAGGGAAAGGGGACAACUUGGUUAUUGGCUUUGAAAUCUUCAAGGUAGGUGUCCAUGCUGCAUGCCAAAGCAGUUGGAGUUUGGUAAGAGCAUAAGAACAUAAGAAGAGCCUGCUGGGUCAGGCCAAACACAUACAACCUGCUACUAGAGAAGAAGCAGGAAGGCCUGAAAGGAGGUAAUCUACUUUUCCAGUAAGUAGUUACUAAAACAGAAGGAAUCAGUGCCACACACAUAUUUGCACACAUGCUGGUUCAGCUAGCUUAUUGCAAGCAUUGCUGCAUCACUCCCAGCAAAAGCAUAGGUAUAGGUAGACAUAGGCAGAAUGUCAGGUCAGGAUCUACUGGUACAUCUAUGAGUGAUUUAUAGUAGAGUGGCACAGGUUUCCUACUAGCAAUGUGACCUUUUCCAUGUAGCAGGCUUUUGUACAACGUGGCUGUGAGCUCAGUUCAGUUCUGAUACCAAAAACGACAUCCUUAGUGCACUUUGAGACACUCUGUUCUUCAAUUCAAAUGUUGUGAGUUUUGCACCAGAAUUUAGUUGACAGAGCAAGUGAAAACACAAAAAACACCUCUGCUCCCCACCUCUGCUCUAUCUUUAUCUUUAUGCCUGUUUGAAGUCACAGCAUAGGAUCUACCUCACUCUCAUGUUGUGUUAGAUUGCUCUAUGCUAUGCAACUCAAUCUGCUUUCUAACCCUAGGUUGAGGCCAACAGAGAGUAUCGAAUGCAUAAAGUGACAGUGCAAGAGAAAAUGGCAACUUCCAUGUACAUUGACAAUCGCAUGGUAUUUUCGAAGUUGUGCCUCAAGGAAGGCCGGUAUGUCCUGAUCCCAACCACCUUCAGACCUGAUACUGAAGCCGAAUUCAUUCUGAGGCUGUUCACAGAUGUGCCAUCGGAGCUCAGGUACUACGACUACUUGAAGAUGACGGCAAUUUUCCCUUCCCAUUUCUCCCCGGCUUGCAUGCUCAUCUGUCUUAGACCAAGGAAGCAAAAGAUUCAAAGAGUGAUGAUGAGUGAGACAGAUGUACAACACACUUUGGUGGGGAGCACUGACAUGAUGACUGCAAAAAGGGCUGCACCCAUUUCUUGUGAGGAUGACAUUCACUGUGGUUUCAGGGAUCACAUUGCCUGCAACCUCUGUGCAUUUGUCCCAUGCCAGUUUACAACCACUCUCAUUUCUCUCAAUUGCAAUAUUUCCCAAGGGGCAGUAUUCGAUGUGAAACUGCCUUGGGGAUGGAGAUGCAUUCUGUUCACCUCCAGAUUCCACACAGUAGCAAAUAGUUCUGCACCCAUUCACAAAAGGACUGACAUGAUGACUGCAAAAAGGGGUGCACCCAUUUCUUGUGAGGAUGACAUUCACUGUGGUUUCAGGGAUCACAUUGCCUGCAACCUCUGUGCAUUUGUCCCAUGCCAGUUUACAACCACUCUCAUUUCUCUCAAUUGCAAUAUUUCCCAAGGGGCAGUAUUCGAUGUGAAACUGCCUUGGGGAUGGAGAUGCAUUCUGUUCACCUCCAGAUUCCACACAGCAGGAGAUAGUUCUACACCCAUUCACAAAAGGACUGACAUGAUGGCUGCAAAAAGGGCUGCACCCAUUUCUUGUGAGGAUGACAUUCACUGUGGUUUCAGGGAUCACAUUGCCUGCAACCUCUGUGCAUUUGUCCCAUGCCAGUUUACAACCACUCUCAUUUCUUUCAAUUGCAAUAUUUCCCAAGGGGCAGUAUUCGAUGUGAAACUGCCUUGGGGAUGGAGAUGCAUUCUGUUCACCUCCAGAUUCCACACAGUAGCAAAUAGUUCUGCACCCAUUCACAAAAGGACUGACAUGAUGACUGCAGAAAGGGGUGCACCCAUUUCUUGUGAGGAUGACAUUAACUGUGGUUUCAGGGAUCACAUUGCAUGCAACAUUUGUGCAUUUGCCCCUUGCCAGUUUACAACCACUCUCAUUUCUCUCAAUUGCAAUAUUUCCCAAGGGGCAGUAUUCGAUGUGAAACUGCCUUGGGGAUGGAGAUGCAUUCUGUUCACCUCCAGAUUCCACACAGUAGCAAAUAGUUCUACACCCUUUCACAAAAGGAUGCAAGAUUGCCUUUCUACUGGUGUUUGAUACUAUCAUUUAUUGUUUAUCAUUCUUUUUCUUUUAUAUAAGUGUCAAUUAGAAUAAAGUGUUCUUCCUUUUUGUGCAUUUAUGUUUUCAUUGGCCUUCCUGAUGUACAGAUACAAAUUAGGUCGAACAGUGGAACAUGACAGAUUUGAUAUACCUCUUAUUGAGCUGGAGAAUGCCUCCUUUCCCCAUAUUAGAACAGUUGUGUGUCCUCAGUGAGGUCCCAUUUGAUUCUAAUGGGCUGUGCCUAGAAGAUAUUCUGAACACACAUAUCACAUGGUCUUUGUGUUCCCAGCUUCUAAAGAAUUAGGACUGGCUUAAAUGCAAAGUGCUCAAGAGGAAGAUACCUAUGCAGUGUUGCACACAUCCAGGCUGUUCUUGCAAUCAGAAUGUUGCAUUAAAAAUUCAAAAACAGAAGAAAAGAAGAAAUGUUGCAGAAUCUGUAGCGUGCUAUGCUGACAUGCUAAUGAACCAUGCUUAGUAGCUGAGCACCCAGUUUUAAUGAGGCAUGGGGUGUGUGCUAGUUCCUACAGCUGAGUUUAAAUUGGGUCUUGCUAUCUUUUUAUUAUGGGACCACAAAAGGGAGAAGCAUUUCUUUGUUAUAUCUCAUAGAAUAAAUGUGUUUGUGCCUUACUCAUGUAUGGUCUAUUUCUGUAUUGACUGCAAUUCCCUGUAAUAGGCACAUGUUUUUGUAUGCUAGGCUGUGGUCAUGCUCCAGGGGUGCCCUCAGGAGCUUAGCAUCCCAGACCCAGGAGGCAUGAGUCUCUCUCAUCAAAGCACUGAAGGCAGGCUUGCAGGAGCAACACAGUCCAAACAAGCCAAGCUCAAUCACAGAAAAUAGUCUAGGUCCAAAAGUGAGUGAAUAUUGCAGGAAAUUCAGCAAGGUGGGCACCUGGGAAUUGGGAGCCAGAGCCCCAUGUUAUUUCCAGCAAGUGGGGGGCUCAAGAGGGUGGCCUUAUAUAAGCUGUCUUUUUAGACCAUGUCCUAAUCACUGCUGGUGUUAGUGAAAGAGCUCCAGUGAUCGCUCACUCAUGACUAGCGUGGUGGCUCUGGGGUUGUAGACACAUGUUAUGCCAUUGCUCUUCAGGCCAGACUUGGAGCUUUCUGACACCAACAUUCUUGAAGAUGUGGGUGGCCCUGCAUCCUCCUCUGACAGCUCGAGAGACUCUUCAGCAGGCCUCAACUUGGAUGGCCCCUCAAGGGGAUCAUCUGCACCAGCUUCAGGGUCCUCAAGGCCCUUAACAUGUGGGGUGCCUGGCUAAGAGGACUAAAAAUCCCCUUAGGGCUAAAAAUAACACCUGCACGUGAGCAGCUGCUCGCAUUUAGGUGCUCUGCACAAUCAGGACAGCUGGGACCAAUGGUUCAUCCUGGGGGGGGGAGUGGCAAGUGGGGUGCUGUGGGGCCUGGUGUUCAACAUCUUUACAAAUAAUUUGAAGGAAUUGAGGGAUCAGGAUUCAGGGUGGCUUUAACAUAUUGAAGGACUGGGCCAAAACCAUUUUUUAAAGUCCCAUUUCAGUAGGUACAAAUUCAAGGUUCGACACAUAGGCAGGAAUACUAGGAUGCACAAAUACAGGAUGGGAGGGGGGGCACCUGGCUUGACAGAACACAUGAAAAGGGUUUAGGGGGUCUUAGUAGCUUCAGAUGGGUGAACAGUAUGAUACAGCAGCAAAAAAUUAGUUAAUGCUAUUCUAGACUGCAUCAACACUAAUAGAGUGUCCUGAUCAAGGAAAGGAGUAGUACAGUUUUAUUCUGCCUUGGUCAGACCACACCUGGAGUCCUGUGUCCAGUUCUGGGCAUGACAACUUAAGAAGAAUUUCGACAAACAUGUUCAGAGGAGAGUGUCAAAGAUGACCAAGCACCUGGAAAUCAAGCCUUGGGAGUUGGGAAUGCUUACCCUGGAGAAGAAUGAGGCUCAUCCACACUUUUGCUUGUCCCAUCCGUAAGAAAGCAUGAGUGAGAUUUUUUUCUGUUCGCCCUGCCACUUUCUCAGGAAAACCUGUUCUUUAGCACUAAAUCACAGCAAACGUCAAAUCACAGAAAAACCCAUUGAUGUUUGCUCUGAUUCAAUGGUAAAGACCAGGUUUCCCCUGUGGAAAGUGGUUAGACAAGCCAUAGUUAGGAUGAGCCCAGAGAGAUGUUAUGAUAGCCAUCUUCAAAUAUCAGAAGGGCUGUGGCAUAGAAGAUGGAGGAAGCUUGUACAGUGGUACCUCAGGUUAAGUACUUAAUUCGUUCUCGAUGUCCGUACUUAACCUGAAACUGUUCUUAACCUGAAGCACCACUUUAGCUAAUGGAGCCUCCUGCUGCCGCCGCGCCACCAGAGCAUGAUUUCUGUUCUCAUCCUGAAGCAAAGUUCUUAACCUGAAGCACUAUUUCUGGGUUAGCAGAGUCUGUAACUUGAAGCGUAUGUAACCUGAAGCGUAUGUAACCUGAGGUACCACUGUAUUCUGUUGCUACAGAGGGUAGGAUUCAAAUUAUAAGAAUGGAGAUUAUUACUAUUACAGUAUUAUUAUUAUUAUUUAUUAUUAUUAUUAUUUAUUACCCUUCACUCUAAGGCCCCCAGAUAGUUUACGGCUUUAGAGUCGAAUAAUGAAACAAUGUAAAAUGUCUUGCAGUCAUAAAAAUAAGGUGGGUAGCACCCUUACCUUUCCUGCCCCGACCUGGCCACAGUGAUCCAUGCGACGGUCACCUCCAGGCUUGACUACUGUAAUUCGCUCUACGCGGGGCUGCCCUUGAAGCUGUUCCAGAAACUCCAGCGGGUGCAGAAUGCUGCAGCGAGGCUCCUCACGGGGUCUCUGCCAUGGGAGCAUAUUCACCCAGUGCUUUUCCAGCUGCACUGGCUCCCGAUGGAGUACAGGGUCAGAUUUAAGGUGCUAGUUUUGACCUUUAAAGCCCUUCACGGCUUAGGACCCUCAUACCUAUGGGACUGCCUUUCCCGGUAUGCCCCACGGAGAGCCUCACGGUCCAUAAAUAGCAACACCCUAGUGGUCCCGGGCCCUAAGGAAGUUAGAUUAGCCUCAACCAGAGCCAGGGCCUUUUCAGCUCUGGCUCCGGCCUGGUGGAACGCUCUGCCUCAUGAGACCAGGGCCCUGCAGGAUCUGAUUUCUUUCCGCAGGGCCUGUAAGACAGAGUUGUUCCGCCUCGCCUUUGGCUUGGAGCCAAUUUGAUUCCCUCCCCCUCUUUCUUUUUUCUUUUUCCUUUCUCCUGUGAUGAGGCUGCAUUUUAAUAUUUUAAUGUUUCAAUAUUUUAAUGUUGUAUUUUAAUCUUGUUUUUAAGUUGUAUUCAUUCAAAUUGUUUUUAUUAUUGCUUGUUAGCCGCCCUGAGCCCGGCCUUGGCUGGGGAGGGUGGGGUAUAAAUAAAAAUUAUUAUUAUUAUUAUUAUUAUUAUUAUUAUAGGUGGUUAGCACUUGCAGGGAAAAAUCACUCAUAAAGUAGCAGUACAGGGUGUGUUGGAAACCAGACACUUUCUCUGCCCGGUUGGUGGCUAUUAUUGCACAUGAAUGGAGAACACCAUAUUGGUUGCAUCAGUACAGAUCUGGACUUCCUGACUUUGUUAGAACUAUGCCCAUGUGUGUCCUGUCUCCUUUGUUUCAUGGAAACUACAAUGAUAUGAUAUGCAAGAACCCUCUUGAAGGAAUGACAGAGACAGUAAACAAACAUGACUGAAGAUCAUAUAAUAGAAUAUAAAAAAGGUUAAUACUUACCUGGCUUCUGCCAAGAGGAGGCAAUGAGGACGGCUGUCCUCAUUUUCUCAUUCUACAAAUUUUAAUGUGCUCACUUAACAUGUAUUACUGCAAAAUCAAGAAAAAUAUUUUUGGGAGGGCAGAGCUAAACAUCAGAUUGACAGGAGUGGGCAAGACUCCACAGCACACCUGUAUUAUUUUGUGGCAUGCAAUGCCAGAAAUGCCUACCGCUGGUCUUGCCCCAUUUCCUUCUCAAGGAAACAAAGCGCCAAACCUACAAUGUUUGCAAAUGUAUUUUAAAUAUUGUCCCAACAAAAAGUCAUCCUAACACCUUGGAGCAAAAAACCAUGCUCAAAUAUUAUUCUAAGGUGUCAUCCCCAAUGAAGAACUUUUCUCCCCACUUGUAAUACUUUGAAAUUAAUCACCCACAACACUGUAUUAUUUGUCCAUAAGCAUCAAAGUAUCUGGUGGCAUCAAAGUAAGGGAGGCAAAAGUUCAAUAUUCCAUAUAGAAUCUGGUAUUAAUCCACCAGUCAUUCCUACCUGAUACAUUUUGUCUUGGUGUUCCAGGGAGCUUACACUGCAUCGACCCAGGGGCGCCUGCCUAGACGUCCUACGUGGCUUCGUUGCGAGGGUGUCCCAAGUUAAAGUCCACUCUGUGUCACGUCUCAGAUGUCAGGACCCAUAUAUCGGUAAGUGCAAAGGGUUAAUCCAAAAGUCUUUGUGGUUCUUGUACUGAGUUAGUAAAUUAUUCAGAUGACCUGAACAUUAAAAUUCAAUUUCUCUUAAUCUACGGAAACACUGUGCUGUCAGAUAAAACUAGCAGGUGAGCUUAAGAUUAAGAAAGGGAACUAAGAUUUAAGAGAGCUGUACAGCAUGUUCUUAGGGAAAUCAUUCCUGUCGACUUAGUGAAUAACACAGAGAUGAAACAUAUUAAAAAUCCUGGAAUGAAGCUAAAAGUCAGAUGUUGCAGUCUGAACUUUAGAUAUCUAAACCUGACCUAAAAUUGCAGUUUCACGUGGACUGGGAUUUCGCUUUGUAAGGCACACACUCAUUCACAGUGCUAUUUUUCUAGAAAAAGAGGUGCUGGAACUCACCAUGAACGCCUCCCUUGUCCUCUUUUAAUGGAGGUGCAGGAACUGAGUUCUGGUGACUUCCAUCUGAAGAAAAGCCCUGUCCAUCCAUGGUCCAUACUUAGCUCUGGGCAAUGGAAGGUUUGUUUCAAGGUGAUUCUGAGCUCACCCACGCUGCCACUUGUCCCAUGCCUAGAAUGCAUAUGUCUGAGUGUUUUUGCCUUUGUCCUGCCACUUUCCUCCAGAAAACCCAUUUGUUCUGAUCAUAGGAGCCAAUAAAAUAUUUGAGGGGGCUUGGCCCUUCCAAAGCUGAUGGCUAUUGCCAUUCAAAUGGGUGUGUGUGUGUGUGUGUGUGUGUGUGUGUGUGUGCCAGUGCCACAUCUUGUGAUUGAUAAUGCAGGGCAAGGCUUACCUGCUCCCCCCCCCCCCCAAUAUUUCAUUUAAGUUGGCGCCCCAGCUCAGAACUUAAAACACAGGUUUUCCCAGGAGUAAGUGGUAGAAUGGAUAAGCACUCAAUGGGUCCUUUUGCAAUUUAUUCUAGCCACUUCCUGGGUUCACUCCUCCGUGGUUUUCAUGAAAUGAGAUGAUUGUGUGCAUUGGAAUUGUCCAGAGACUAACACGCACUUCUUCUCCUUUCAUGUUAGCUGUUUGGGUAGAUCGGGGUGGCAGAGGGCAGUCUGUGCUGAAUAGAGCAUUGAAGAGGCAACAGCUGACUGCAAAUAAUAAUAGUAACACAUGCCUAGAAAGCAUGGGACAAACUAAAAGCACGAGACAAGCGGAAGUGUGGACAAGCCGUGUGUCUGAACCCAGUCUUGAUUAAUUUCUCAGGCUCCUUUUAAACUUAGCAUACAUGAAAGUCAAGCAGCGCCCUCUGCUGCCUAUUUGUUAACUGUACUUUAUCUUUGGACAUUUGACACUAGAGAAGCACUGGAACCUAUGCAGGUUUCUUUUUCAGCCAUUUGUUGCUUGGGUUGCUCGCUAGCCUAAUUUAAACGUCAAAAGCCAUAGAGGUGGGAUAAUAUGUGAAGAAUGCAUAUUCAAAAUAGCUUUUGUUGAGUUUUGGAGAUGCACACACAGACACAUCUCUAGUAACAUUUUAUGUAAUUUCCUACUGAAUGAAUGAUAAAUGAGAGUAAUCAAUAUUUGGCCAUGUGACUUACAUCACCUUAUUUCGAAUUUCUUAAAAUCCACCGACUGAUAGCAUAGUUUGUUCAAAAGGAACAGGGAGGAAAUCUACAUCAUGUAAUUCAGCUGCCGUUGCACCUAAUGCCUUUCAACUUCUUAUGCCAACCUUCUUUGACAGCCUUGGAACAAUUUCAAUAGCCAGAGACUCCUUGGCAGUUUUCCUUGACAAAUACCAGUAGUCAGUGUUCUGCAAAUGCUUUGAAAGAGUUUAAGCAUAAAUGGCAUUCAGCAUAGCAUCCAGAUGUUAUGUAUGCAUGUAUAUAUCGAAGCAAAGCCAAUCGGAAGUGGCAGGAGGAAGGUCAUCUGGCCUGGGGCCUCGAGCUCAAUGGCAGUACCAGAUUUAGACACUUGUUAAUUUUUUGGCAUUUGAUAAAUUUUGCAACCUUUGCAAUGGCUUCAUGUGUUUGCCUAAGCCCUAGCAGAACAGAGAAACAAAGGGGUCGAUAUAAAAAGAGAAAAGCAGAAGAGCCUCUUAAAAAGCAGUGGAAUUUUCUCAGCUCAGGCUGCUAAAUCAUUAUUUUUAGAGCCUUCCUCCCCUGCCCCCAACACACACAUGAAACAUUUUUCUUUUCACAUUUCCCGAAGGGGUGUGUGUGUGUGACAGAGGCGGACGGAUUGAGAGGACUGAUUAUUUCUCAGCUCCUACUACGGUGCUGACAGAUCAAUAAAACAAACACCUCUGGCUGCCAAGUGCUGGGUAUGGGAUUUGCAAGCACCAAGCCACGUGGAGCACAGGGAUAUUUAAAAGCCUAUUACUUAGAUUUACAUCUAGUACUUGUAGUCAGUGAACAGCAAAAUGGCAUUCAGUGCCUAGCAGGGCUAUUCUGAAUAAUUUGCCAGUGUUGACUUUCAGGUCCAAGAAACUCAGCCGUGAGAAAAAUUUCUCUCCAUUGUGUGAAUAUCCACUUUUUUCAGCACCACUGUUCCUCCUCCCUCACUGCUGCUGGUAUUUCACCACCAUUUUUUCUGACUACUGUGAUUUCUCCCUUUCUGGAUUAGCUGUGCAGCUAGUCCUCUGUGUACCUGUAUGUGAAAACAUUGGAGUGCGAGAGCCUUCUCAGAUUCGUUUAGUAAGGAGUUUGACAUCCACAGGGCCACCACAGAAAAGACCAUCUCCCCUGCUGGCCUACAAACAACGAGGGUUUCUGUUGUUGAUCUUAAUAUAUGGGCAGGUUGAGAGCCAUGACAUGAGAGGCAGCGUGGUGUGAGUGGUUAGAGCAUCAGGCUAAGACUUGGGUGAUCAGGGUUCAAUUCCCCUCUCAGGCAUGAAGCUCACUGGGUGAUCUUGCCUCUUAGCCUAACAUGCCACAACUCCACGCCCCCAGGUCACCCAAUGUGUGUCAUAGCUGAGUGGGGAUUUGAACCCUGGUCUCUCCCAGGUCCUAGUCCAACACUUAAACUGCUGCACCACACUGGCUCUUAAUGAUAGGCAGGUGUGAGUUUGAGGUCCUGCAUUCUCUCUCUCUCUCUCUCGCUCUCUCUCUCUCUCUCACACACACACACACACCAGGAACCCAAACUAGUUUUGCUGAAAAGGCCAACCCUUCUCCUUUUUCCACAUGAUGCCACCAGAAGCUCAUUCCCAUCAAGUCCAUGUGCUCGGAAAGAGUGUGAUUUCACGCAGCAUUUUAAAUGUCAAAGGACAGCAGUGUUUGGCCAGAGCGCUUAUAAAUCCCCCUUUACAAGAGUUCUACCUACUCCUUGCUGCUUCCAGGUUGUAAAAUUUUUAAAAAUCCACUUCAGACCCAAUGAGCCAUAACAUCCUCUAAUCUAAUCAGUACUGAGCAAUAAGACAAGACACUCCAGUGGCCAACUCGGUCAGGGUUUUAUUUUCCCCUCUUCUUGUGCGAGGCCUGUUCAAAGUGUUUGUUCAAGAGGAAAAUGAUCAAGACAAGGAGAUGCUUAUGUCUGGCUGUCAUUGAAAAGCCCUGUUGUGGUGGUAGCAUUCAAAGACAUUGUCCAAGGUUAGUUUAUGCAUCUGCAAUAACUGCCUUCUCGUGGGCUGAAGGUCGCAUGGCUCCUGACUUAACAAAAUGAACCUCUGCUUUUUAAUGGUGUAUGAGGCUCCUUUCAUCUGUUCCUGAAGACUAGGAAUGGUAAGCUUCCUAUAAUUUCUGUUGAGCUCCUUGUUAUUUAUUCAUAUCAUUCAUGAAUUGCUCCCUAUGAGGCACCUCAGAGCAAUUUAUGCAUAUGUAAAACACACACACACACCAGUUAAAAUAAUUGCACAUAUAAAAAUAACUUAAAAACAAAAAAUAAAUACAAUACAAUUAAAAACAGCAAAAACAAUUAUGUGUAUUCAAUCAAAAUCCAGUGCAAUACAGAUAGACAACAAAUUCCACCUACAAGUCUUGUUGAAAGAGGAAAGUCUUCAACAGGCGCCUGUCAAAUAUUUAGCAGGAGUGUGAGUGUCACCACAUUAAAGACCUAAUUCCAAUAUUGUGAUAAGAUGGUAUCUACUGGGUACCCUUGAGAUGAUCAAUUGACAAAGUGAGAUGAUCAUUUGACAAUGUAUGGAAUAGGGUGAUGUUUUGGUGUCCUGUUCUCAAGUUGUAUAAGGCUUUGUAUUCCAGCACCUUGAACUUAGUCUAGUAGCUAAUUGGCAACCCAUGCAGUUAUUUCAGCAGCGGAGUAAUAUGGUUGUGAUAUUCCUGUAAAGCCCUACAUUGCUUCAGUCCAAACCAUCUGAAAGACCGUAUUCCCUCAUUUGAACCUGCCCUAGUUUUGACAUAAUCAGAAUAUUGUAGGCGGAAGGAGUGUCUGGGUGAAAAUUGGAAGGGAAAGGUCCGGGGAAAUCUGGACAUAUGACAAGCGACGUUGGCCGUGUAGUUUUUGCUGCUUUUCCUUAAAAAAUAGCUCAAUGAUGGGGACAUAGGAGAGGGUCUCAGUACUGGCUGCUCCCAGACUUUGCAGCUCUUUUCCUAGAGAAGUUAAACUGGCUCCCUCCAUGUUGUCCUUCUGCCAGCAAGUGAAGACUUUCUUCUUCCAACAGGAUUUUGGGAAUUGGCUGCUUUUAAUGAAAGGGCUGGUGCCAUGCUGUUCUUAUUUGCAUGGUUUUAAUAGACUUUAUAUGUGUAUAUUAGUUUUACUUCUAUAAAUGUUUAAUUACUUUUAAAUUAUUGCCCCCCCCCCAAUACUUUUAGCCGCUCUCAUUUUUAUAUGAAAGCUGCCUUAAGUCCUGUCAGGGGAAAACAGUGGGAUAUAUAAAUAAAUAUAUAAUGAUAUUAAUAAUGAUAUACCCACCCCAGUGAGCUGUCUAGCUGGCCUGUUUUUUCACCAGUUGCAUCUUCUUGUACCGUGCAUCUCAGGGCGUUGUCUGAGGCCAUGUGAUGCAGCCACGUUGCUGAAACUAAGUCCAUGCUUGGCUGGGAAAGUAUGCUACCUUGAGUGUCAUGAUGGAAGGAAAGUGAAUCUGAAACAGAUUUAGGAGUUGCAGGGUGGUGCACAGGGAAAGAAGAGGGUGGGAAAGUUCCAUUGUGCUAGCAAAAAUGUUUAGGUGGCUAGUCCCUAUGUUUCUUUGGUAUAUGGCUGAAUUUGUAUAGUGGCAAAGUGUCUAUAUUGCAUUAAAUGAAUGAUGGUGGUGAUGAUGAAAGUGGAACAACACUGUCUUUUCCCAGGAGCAAAUCCCUACAUUGUCAUCAAGUGUGAGAAUCAGAAAGUUCGUUCUCCUGUGCAGAAGAGCACCCUCAGUGCUAUUUUCAAUACACAAGCCAUUUUCUACCAGAGGAACAUUGCAAGCCCGAUUGUUGUCCAGGUAAGAGAAAUUAUUACAUUCCUACUUGUACCUGCUUUCUACUAGUUUCUUUCCUUCUCCUUUUGUUUUCUUAAAUUUCUAUGGAACCCACAGCAGGGUAGCAGACAUUAGUUAUUUUAUUUUAAAGUAUUUCUAAACUGCUUAAAAGUUUAAGCAUUUCUGAACAGCGUACAAUAGUACAAAUCAACCUAAAACAAUAUAAUAAAAACAGAACUCCAACAAUACAGGUUCCAGUUUAAUGGAUCAUGGAAAGCACAAUAAUACAUCAUUAGAGGUGAUUCCCAAACAGCCUCCCACCCAGACACUAACCUGACCUAGACCUGUUUAGUUUCAGCAAGGUGAUGAUUGUAUGAGCCUUCAUACCAAAUCUUGAGGCAUGUGACCAUAGCCUUGGAUGUGUGGGACAUUGUGCAUGCAUUUAAUAGGGAUUUUUCAUUUAAUUUUAUUGAUUUUUACGUGUUAUGUUCUUUUAACCUAUCUUCCUCCAAGGGGUACUCUUUCCCCUACCAAUGUUUUUCUCGUGUCAACAGUUUAAGCAAGACUGUUAUGUACUAAGCUUGAAUCUUAGAACAAUAGGCAGGUAGGAGCCUAGAAUACAACAACCUGAUUGGCCUGCGGGAGCAGCCCAAUCAGACCCCAGGAGGAAGUUUAUCAACCUAUUAGGCCAGUAGAAUCCUAGAAUGCAACAACUGAUUGGCCUGCAGCAGCCAAUUCUUCAAAUUACAAGUGGCCACCGUAGUACAUUUUAACAUAAUAAAAAAGCAGGUAUAUUGUGAUGGGUAAAUUCUGGUUGUUAUUUAUUAAUUUUUAGACCACUCAAUGGCAAAACAGCCUUCUAAACGGAUUACAAGUAUAAAAGGCAAUUAUUAGAAUAUAUAUAACAAAAUAUUAAUAUAACACAUACAUAUAUAGUAUAUAACUUAAGCUAUAAACAUCCAUAAUUAAAAUAUGCAGUAAAGCAAUCCCACUAAAACAACACAGCAAAGAUACUACAGUCAUACUUUUGCGAACUAUUUUUGGAAGCCGAACGUCCGACAGAGCUUCUACAGCUUCUGAUUGGCUGCAGGAGCUUGCUGCACCCAAUCAGAAGCCACGGAAGCCCUGUCGGACGUUCAGCUUCCAAAAAUAGUUCACAAACUGGAACAGUCACUUCUGGGUUUGCGGCGUUCGGAAGCCAAAAUGUUUGAGAACAAAGCUGUUUGAAAACCAAGGUAUGACUGAAGUAGAUUUACAUGUGAUAGGAAUGGCUGUAUGAAACACAUGCAUUUUAAAAAGCCAGCGGAACUCCAGUGCAGAUGGGGCCUUGUAUACUCUGUAUGUGUAUAUAUGAAGAGAAGGUAAGUGAGAGGAAAUCAGGAUAACAAAGGAUGCAUGUGGUUAGAUAUACUAAACCUGCAUUUUUACUUGGGCAAGUCUGUCAGUAACAGUCUGCCAGUAGCAGCAAUGGUGCUAGCGUGGAACGGAGAACAGGGGUGUGAAAAUGUUUCCCCUUAAAGCAUCUUUUCUGUGAUUUUGGGGAUGGCUUUCAGGGAGGUGAAAAACACACCACACAUAGUUCCACGAUCUGUAUGUCUUUGUUAAUUGCAUCCUCUGCGGCUGUCAUAUAAGAGGGAAGACUGCUUUGCUGCGGGAGGGAACCUCUAAACAGUUUCAAGCGCUUGCAGCCUGUAGCAGCAGCACAUAGCUGUGUUGGGGAUGCAUCUUUCCCAUCUGUGCAACAGUGAUACACAAAACGCACAGAGGUCAAGGCGAGGUUGAAAGAGGAGAGCUCUUCCAAUUGAGGACUUGUACAGAUGACCUUUUGACCCUUUCCAAUCGCGGGAAGGGGGAAGGGUGCACGGGGAGGAAAAUGCCAGCCCAUCUAGCAGCAAUUAUUUCUCAUUUCCUUCCUAUCUCUGUAGGUUUGGCACAGCGGGCUCCUUUGCGACAAGUUCAUGGGACAAGUGCGGAUCUCAGUAUCACCCAAUUACCCCAGAAGUCUUCAGAAGUUCCAGCUCCAGGACAGAGGGAGUCGCGAAGAUUAUGACAUGCCAGGUCACAUCACCAUCAAGGUUGUUACUAGCGAUGACCUCGUGGAGUUCUGAAUUCUAAGGGCUGACAGGCAAGAGUUUCCAGUGAGCAUCCGCAAUGGGGAUGGAGCGAGAACCACUGAUUUGCAUCUUGGUGUGAAAUGCUUUAAAAUGCUUGGGGUGUUGUGUCUGGGUCCUACUUGGGCAACAACAAAUGGCCAACAAAAGAGAAAGAAGCAGAGAGCAAAUGUGCAGCCAAAUAUAUCAUUUGUCUUUCUCUUUCACCACACACACACAUACAGUAUAUAUCUCCAAACAUAUUUUCUAUCACAGAUAGCAGCUGCUUCCAGGCACUGGCUUCACUAGUGCAAUUCACAUGAAACCAUUAUAGCCUUGCAAUGCAUUUUAGCUGUUCUGCUAGAAAAUAGCAUUUCAUCAGAACUUUGGGAGCUGCCUUAUACCAAGUAUAGCUCAAUAUGGUCGACACUGACUAGCAGCAGCUCUCUGGGGUUUCAGACAGUGAGCUUCUUCCAGAUGCUGGGGAUUGGACCUGGGGCCUUCUGCAUGCAGAGCAGAUGCUCCACCACUGAGCUAUGGUCCUUCCUAAACAGCACAGUUGAAUAUUGCUUCUAAUAGUAAAAGUAGUUUCCUUUUAGUUGCAUUAAGUAAAUGCCAAAGUAUUUGCUAAAUUUGACACAAGCAAUGACAAAUCCCAGCAUGGGAAAAUCAGAGUUCUGGGAUGCGAAACACAAGCUUUGCCAUUCCUAAUACUCAGCUGUGGGGAAUGUAGUUUAAAGGCUUGCAUCUGUCCACAUUGGGAAGGUAUGCCUGCCUUCUAUCUGAGCCAGCUGAAUUGUAUGACAGCUCUUUGGACAGAAAAAUGAAAGGAAUAUGGGUAGGAUAGCUGUUUAUUGUACUGAGCCUUUUUUGCACUGUUGCUUUUGUUUUCGAUGCCUAUCUGUUAUCAGUUCAGAAUACCAUAACACACACAUAACCGGCUGUUAAGAAACAUAACAUUAUAUAUAAUAAAACUGUAAUCGUCAUAUCAAAAAAUUGCAAAGCACAGUUCCUGGUGGCAAUAACAUAUCAUAUUACUGUUAACCUUCUGUAUGUUUUUAUUGUCGUAAAGUCCAAAGAUUGUCAAGUCCAACAAUUACAAUGUACAGUUCUUGUUGGCAAUGCCAUUUCAUACUGAUGUCUUCCUUCUGCAUAGUCCUAUGUCUUAAAAGUGUAACAAACAGAACCACUUAGUAACAACAAGGCAGCUGAUGAUAGACCAGUUCUCAGGAUACACCCUUGUUUCACCCAUUGAUUGGGCUUCUUCAGAGACAAGGUUUCCAGGAGAUUUUUCAGUAGGUUUUUUCAGACGAAAUAGUCCACAGGAACGCAGAAGUUGCCAGUCAGAGAUGCUCCGUAUGAAUGAUCAUUGAAACUAAACUAUAUAGGAGCAAUCCCUGCAACAGGGAAGGUGCAGGCAAUAAGAAUAAAAUAUUCUUAAAGAGACCUAAUUGCAAUGAUACCCAACCGAUACAAAUCCAAAAAGUUAAGUAUUCCACAUCUUCAUUUAUAUACUAUUACAACUUCAUCAAACUUUUUCAGUGAGGCUUAAUCAUCAAUGGAUCCCAUCUGGCAAAUGGUCAUUGCGGUCUCCACUCCCUAAUAUUGAUCAUAAAAAUAUAAAUUAAUCUUAGGAGAUUGUAACACCAUUAAUUACCUAAACACCUGUGUUUACCUUCUUUGCAGUAAUUCAGACAACACAGGAUAUCUAUAGAAGAAAUAAGUAAAGUCAAUCAAAGAUAUUCUAAGUAAUAAUCAAUAGGUACAGGCAAUUAGAAUCUAUCAUUCUUAAAGGAACAUAAUCGCAAUAAUAUCCAACUAGUAGAGAUCUAGUACAUUAAGUUUUUUCCAUCUUCAUUAGUAUUUCUUCCCUUUUUUAAGAUUUAUCCAGUGUAAAUUAAUCAUAAAUAGAUUCCACUUGCUAAAUAGUCAUUGCUGUCUCCACUGUUUAUAUUGCAAUAAUCAAACUAUUAAUAUGUAACAUCAUUAAUAUCAUUAAUUACAUACAUUACAUCAAUAAUUACAUAAAUUAUAUCAAUAGAAACAGCCAUGGCAAAUGACUAGGUCAACACACACCACAAUUGUCUUGUUACGUAAAUCAUGUUCAGAGUACCACAACACACACGUAACUGGCUGUAAAGAAACAUGACAUUAUAUAUAAUAAAACUGUAAUCAUCAUAUCAAAAAGUUGCAAAGCACAGUUUCUGGUGGCAAUAACAUAUCAUAUUACUGUUAACCUUCUGUAUGUUUUUAUUGUCAUAAAGUCCAAAGAUUGUCAAGUCCAAUGAUUAUCUGUUAUCAGUGGCAACAUCUGAAUAAAAUGUAUGCUUUUAUUAUUGA
Messenger RNA from Podarcis lilfordi (Lilford's wall lizard), 67109 nucleotides. The record is from the annotation of a GenBank genome assembly. Lineage: Eukaryota; Metazoa; Chordata; Lepidosauria; Squamata; Lacertidae.